AGUAGGGAGUUCCCUCACGGAAGGACGGACGGAGGAGAAGGAGGGGUGAGCGGCAGGGGCGACAAGUGGGGCGGGGCCUCGCUGUUGGCUCCGCCCAUCCUGGUGCGAAUGUCAUCGGAUGCUUCGGCCUCAAUUAACCACCUCUUUCCGCAGCCCCUUUCCGCGCGCGCGCCUCGUGGCACGUCACUCUCCCGUCAACGGCUUACAACACCGUCCCGAGCCAGCGUUGCCUCCUCAUACGGAAGCUUUUCUCUCUCCUCACCCGCGGCUUUUGCUCCGCCCACCUCGCGCUCUCGGCCACGCCUCCUCCUCUCCCUUCCCUCCCCGCCCCCCGCCCUUCCCUUCCCUUCACAUCGCGCGCGAGCUACUCCGGUCUCGCUCCCGCUCUCCGCCCGCCUCGCGCCGCACUGGGAUGUUGGCGGCGGCAUCGGGCGGCAGUUCCCGGGUCGCUGAGGAGAUUCAGGAGGCGGGAGGAAGGAGGAACCGCCGCCGCCGCCGCCGCGGCCAGUGAAACGGGCGCGGUAAGGGCGCCGCUGCCUCGCCUCCCCUCCCUCCCUCCGUCGGAGAGCGCGCUGAGGGAAACGGGGCGGACUCUGCCCUUCUUCCCCCUCCUUCGCCGCGCGUGAGGCGGAGAGGCAAGCGAGGAGCCCCGGGGAGCAACAUGGCGGAGCACUCGGCCCCCGACCACAAGCACAAGACCGGUGCCGCCGCCUCGUCGUCGUCGUCCAACUCCGCCGCUUCCCAAGCGCUGGCCAACAGUAGGGGCUCCUCCUCGACGACGACCGGCGCCGGGCCCCCGGCGGGCGGGGGCGGCGGCGGCCUGUCGGGGGGCCUGUCGCAGCCGGCGGGCUGGCAGUCGCUGCUCUCCUUCACCAUCCUCUUCCUGGCCUGGCUGGCCGGCUUCAGCUCCAGGCUCUUCGCCGUCAUCCGCUUCGAGAGCAUCAUCCACGAGUUCGACCCCUGGUAAGUGAGUUGGGGAGCAGAGGGCGAGCAGGAGCCGGGGAUCCCCCUCGCCGCCCGCCUGCAGGCUGAGAGGCAGGCCGGCCGGCGGGGGGACGUUAAACGGAGCAGGAGCGGGGUCGACGCCGGCCCUCUGCACAAGCGGGUACCGGGAAGAGUCUCCCGGGGCCAAGCGCGGAAGGGACUCGGAGCACGCGGAGUGCUAGGCGUGGUUUUACGGGACCCUUUGUGGGUGAAAGGUCCCUUCCUGCGCCGGCAGAUGCUCCGGAGCGGACAGGUAGACCUUGAACGGCGGCUUCUUUCCAUCCUGGGCAGAGAGGCCGACCCCCCCCCCCCCAGCCCUGCUCGUGCACUUCAUUCGGCAAAACUUGUGCGGCGCCCGCUUCUCCUCGCCGCUGCGGCACAGGCGGCGUGUGCGUUGGAGGAGCAGGAGGAAGACGGGGGGAAUGGCCGAGGGAGCGGCUGCAGGGGAAGCGCGGAGAGACAGAUAGAAGGCUGCUGCUUGACGGGACGCUGGUCCGGGAGAGGGGCAGGCGGAGUCUGCUGCUGCUGCGUACAGGUGGGUCGCCGUUAGGUGUAAUAGCUGCGUGCUGUGGCAGAGGGGUCUGCGGAGCCGCCUCUGCAAUCGUGUGCGAAGAGUAGGGAAAUGAGUGCAAACCCACCAGGGGCUAAGCAUUUCGCGCUCUUCCUCUGGAUUUCUGCUUCUCCAAGGGGGCAUAUUGUGAACCGGGCUAUGCGGAAUCUCGGGGGACGGUCUGCACAGGAUUUGGGACGGGAGAGCAAAUCGGGAAGUUGGAAGGGGGUAACCUUGCUGGUCGGUAACCCCAUCUGAAAUACUGAAAAUUAGUGUGGCGUUGGUGAAAUGUGAGAGGUGAUUUUUGAUAUUCAAGCUUUUUGAUAUAUUGGUAUUGUUAGGCAUGCAGUGUCACUUUGCUUUAGUAUGGUUUCUCAUGAGACUUUGCUUUGUUUCCAUGUAAAACAAGUAUAGAGGUUUAAUCCACAUCCCAUGGAACAUACCACAUGGCUGUGGUCUCUGCUAGAGAAAAUGUAUGAGUUGAUUGCACGUCAAAUUUUAUCCAAAUAGCACUGAGGCAAGUGCAGUCCCGAGGUCUAUUUCUGCAGGCUCAGGAAUACUUUCUGUGCUUAGUUGCCCCCAUGCUGCAUUGAUUGGCUUUAAAUUGACACUUUAUGUUGUGGAACAGUUCAUUUCUGAAUGUAAUGGCAGGUUUUAAUGCAUCAUGAUAGGGUUAUUUCUGACUGAGAGCUUCCUGUGUCGCCACACGGUUGCAUGGAGAUGUACAUUUCUGCCCUUAUAUUGGAUUGCAUCACUUAUUUUAAUCUCAUGAUUUGCAGCCUGCCAUGUGGACUACCAUAUUUCUCAUAAGAGUGGGAUGCAUUUGAGAAACUGCCACAUGUUAAACUGUGGGGGAAUCCUGAGAGCCACUUCACACAUCACAUCAGUAAUGUGAUUAGAUUACAGUAGUAAUUAGUGUUGUCAGUGUGGUGCAGUGGAAUAGAAGUUUGACUUGGACAGGAUCUAGAUUCAUGGCCCUCGUCAGCUAUGAAGCUCACUGGAUGAUAGUGGGUUAGCCUUAUUAUGUUCUUGUAGUUACUAUCUUUCUGUCUAACCUGCUUCACAGGGUUGUUGAGAGAAUAAAAUGGAUCACAGCCUUAUCUUCUUCUCUGAACCCUUUGGGGUGAGACACCAGUGUAAUAAUUAUUACAUGUCAGUGGACAGUUGUGUGUUGUGCAGAAAGAAUUAAAUGGUUUUUAGUGUACCAAACCACAGGUCUGUGUACAGUCUUGUCCAUGUCAAACCAGAUGACGUGCUUUAUGUUUCUCUCUUGAGGAAAACAUACGGCUCAAUAGUAGAGUACAGUAUAUGCUUUAGCUGUAGAGGAUCUUACAUUCACUAUCUGGCGAAAGAAUUUCAAAUUAGAAGGAACUCAGGGCCAAGCUACAUGCAUUGUCAGGAGGGCCUUUAUCAGAUCUCUCCCCUCUUUCAAAGGUAAUAAUAGCCACAGGAGGGAAAUAUACUUGGAGCCAUGGUACUGGGUGAAUCCCUUGCCCAAGUAGUGGGAUUGGAGUGUCUAUUUGCCCCCCUUCUAGAGCAAAUAAUAGCUUGGCAUGGGAUUAAGAUUGGGAAAAUGGCACAGGGUUUGUCACUUCCCUAGUGAUAUGUGUACUAUCGGUUUUCUGCAGCAGGACAAAUAGGAGCUCUGGAGAAGGUCAAUUCAAAUAAGGCAUAGCAUAUGUGUGUUCCUAUUUCCCUCACUCAUUUAGCAAAGCAAAAUACAGUGCAAGAUCCGUUCAGUGAUCUCUGGCAUGUAUAUCAUAUCAGCCUACCUUGAGCCUUAGAGAGCUGCUGUCAGUCAGAGUAAAGAAUACGGACUAGUACUCUGAGUCUGUAUAUGGCAGAUUCAUAUAUUUUCUUCAAUGCUUGGACCAGCUACGUGUGUGUGUGUGUGUGUGUGUGUGUGUGUGUGUUGAAGCAGCUGUACCUCUAAUUGUUAAUGUUUUAGUGGAUGCAUGCUGUGUGUCUGUAACAUGCACCUAUCAGAAUAAAGCUGCUGAUGUGGCCCUGAGCACUUAAUGUUGCACUUAGCAAAGGCAAGAUAAAACAGGUUUAAAAUAAUCAAAUAGAAGUAGUUUGAAAGCAAAGGAUAAAAAUGGUGGUGGGUACAUUGUCAUAUACUAGAUUCUUUUUUUAAAAAAAAACUUGAUAUGACACAUAAAUUGGAGGUUUAAGCAUAUUGGCUAUUAAUAUUGGAUAAACACUUUUGCAUUUUAUUGUUACUAAAAAUGAAUUCUAUGAAAGUGUUUGCUAAAAUCAGUUUCAAACGUUCCAUUACACCCCUGCUCUGACUAAACCUGCAGUCCCAUGAACAGCUGAAAGCCCCACUGAUCAAAGUGAAACUUAAUUAUGAGUAAACAUACUUAGGAUUGCACUGUUUGAAACAGGACUUAGGAUGGAGCUGUACAAAAAGGAUUCUCAGUGGCUUUGAUUAAGACACAUUGGAGAAAGUAAAGCAAUCUGGGACACUGCUGAGAGGCACUGAACCUGCUCCUUGUUCCAAGGAGUGGUUACUAUGAUUAUGUUAAACCUGUGAAUAGAUUUUGUGUGUGUGUCCCACAGUGCUUUGGUAAGAAAGUGAAAUAAAGACAUAUUUGGAGUACCACUUGCAUGUGUCCUUCUGUAUACUACCACCUCUAUUGAUACCACCUGCUGUUGAUAGACAAUAGAUAUAUAAAGGAAAAAUAACCAGAGCUGAGUUGAAACAGAGGUAGCAUCAUAGACAUUUUUUAUUCUGUGCAGUCAGCACCCCCCCCCCAAAAAAAAUUGUUUGCACCCCUUUCAAGAGAGGGUGUGUAAGUUUCCCCAAGAGAGCAAGAAGAGGAAAUGUUCUCUAAAUCAAUUCAUUUGUGUAUAUUUAGCUGCGGCAGAACGGGGAUGUACCGUACAUUUGGAGCGACAUCACUAUUCUUCUGUUGCAGCUACUCAUGCAUAACUAUGCAUGACUAAAGCUGGAUCAGAGCAAAAGUCUUGCUGUGCAGUGCUGACAGCAACACAGGGAGAGUUGGCCCAGUUGGCUCAAUAACAAAGAUGCAGUUUCUCUUGCCACUUUCACUUAGACCUCGGUGACAAUAUCACAUAGCCAUAUCUGCUUACACAGUGACAUAGUGCCACCCAGUUCCCCAGUGUGAUUGGCUUGGAUCAUGUUUUGAGAGAUGUCCUAAAAUAGGCUGAAACAGCAGCAUAUUGGGACUGAAAUAGGUGUAAAAAACAGUGUGGACUUUUGAAGAGCUUUUCACAUACCUCAACAGGUCACUUUUAUUCUUUAUGAGGGUUCAAAUAUAAACAUUCGUUGCAGUGCUAGAAAAAUUAGACGUGUAAAUGAAUGAACAAAGGAGGAUUCCUGGGUGGAAAAAAUCCAUUGUGCUAAUAAAACUUCUAAAACUGACCAUGUUAACAGUUGCAUUAUCCCUUUGUGAUUUGCACUAGCUGCCAAAUAGUUUCUGGGCUCAAUUCAAGGCGCUGAUAUAAAACCUUUAAAGCAUUUAGCUUGGGACCUGGAUGACUCAAGAACUGCCCUUUUUCUGCAUGCUCCAAGCAUCAGCACAUGUAAAAGUGUUCCCAAGAGAGCUCCAGAUCACACAACCUCAAGAGGUGCCAGCUAGAUAAAGGGUGUGGUGUAUUGAGUCCCAUCAUUCUGUUCCUUCUUGUGUCUGGUAAAGUUAUGGCUUUUUAAUAAGGUUGUUGACUGAUUAAAUAACUUCCACACUAGCUUAGGCAGUGUUUCUUUUAAUGACUUACGGAUUUGUUAAUUUGGUUAUUGUAUUGGGCUUAGUUUAUUUUAUCUGUUGGCUGCCUUUACAUAAAUAAAGCAGGUUUUUUAAAAUGAAUAUUUAAAAAAUUCAGUGACCUAGUUCAUAUGUAAUCCAAACAGGCUAACAUGCAGAUUCUGGGAGAUCAGACUGCUUUUCUCCUCCUCCUGUCCUGCUGCCGCCUUGCUGCUAUGAGCUAAGCCAUAGUUUGGCAUAGCACUGAAUCUGAAUCAGUGCUCAUGGUUUACACCACUCCAGACAAACCAUGAACUGUAAACAAGGUUUGUUCUAAGAUUUACAGUUUGUGGUUUGUCAUCGGGGCAUAAACCACAAGUCUGGUUUCAGUUGUAACACUUAGCCAAACUUUAACUUAGUUCAUAGCAGAGCAGUGGCAGCAGGACUGCAGAAGGAAUAAAUCAGCUGUAAUCUUUUUUCCAGUGGCCAGCACAUUUGCUCAUUCAUGCUAAGCCAUAGUUUGACUUAACAUUAAGAGUGAACCAGGCCAUUAUAUUGUCCAGUUCCAUUUGUAUAUGCAACCUUAGUGACAGGAAGCUGAAUACAAAACUAAUUUUGUUGAAUACAUAAUCAUUUUAUGAAUGCAAUUUCAUUGCUUGAAUUUAAAACUAGGUGCUGGGGUCAUGCAAUUAGAACCAUUCAGUUAGUUCAUGAGCCAAUACUGCAGAAGUUGAGGCUUCUUUGAGAAGCAUAUUUCUGACAUGGCAUGGGGGAUGCUUGAAGAAGAAAUAGUAUAAAAUCCCACUGGGUACACCCAAGGAAGCUCUUAGGUAUUCCAUAGCAGUUCGUAAAUGACUUGUUUCAAAUGUUGCAGUGGCUCAUUGUGCCAAAGUUCCUUACUAGUAGCCUCUUGAAGGUAGAAAGCUAUACAAGCUGAGGUCCUUCACCAGUUACAAUACAGUCACUGUGUUUAUGUGAUUAUGCAACCUUACCAUCUGUUUUGCAUAAGUAAAAUGAGUAGAUUAUUGAAGGCCAGGAUUAUUACCAAAAUCAGAAAUGCAACAGAGAUUUCUUUUAUUAAUAAUAAUAAUAACUUUUCCAAAUAUAACCAUGUUUAUCUAUGUAUGCUUUUGAUACACUUGCUAGAUUAUCCUUUAAAUUGUGUGACUCCAUGUGGGUUGAAUGAACAAGUAGAAAUAAGUUAUACAUCAUCAUCAUGAUCUGGCUUCUAUGCCUUGGACAGAAUACAGUUGUACAUCCAUCGUCUUUUCACAAUUUAUAAACUGUACAAAUAUUAGAAAAAACAUAUUUCAUAUGCCAUAUUUUUCUGUGUAUAAGAGGCCCCCAUGUAUAAGACACCCCCUACUUUUGGGGACCCCAAAUUUAGAAAACGGGCAUAUGCAUUUUCCAUGUAUAAGACGCCCCCAGAUUUUUAACAUUAUUUUAAAGUAAAAAAAACCCUAGUCUUAUACACAGAAAAGUACGGUACAGUGGUAUCUCUGGAUGCAAACGGGAUCUGUUCCGGAGCCCCAUUUGCAUCAUGAGCAGAACACAACCCGCAUCUGCGCAGGUUGCAAUUCGCCGCUUCUGCACAUGCUCGUGACAUCAUUUUGAGCGUCUGCACAUGCACGAGCGGCGAAACCCAGAAGUAACCCUUUCUGGUACUUCUGGGUUGCCGCAGGAUGUCACCUGAAAAGAUUUAACACAAAGCGUCUUUAACCCGAGGUAUGACUGUACUUCGCUUUUCAGACUUAAUCUUUGGUCUGUUUCUGGUUCAGUGAAAGAGGGCUCUCUUAAUUCCAUAAUUUUUGCAAGCCACAAAACUGUUACAAAUGACUUCUACAGCCUCUUCAUCAUUUGUAGUAUUGGUUUACUGAAAUUGGUUUUAGAUUAUGUAGCCUCUAACAAGGGCUUUCCAGUAUGUGCUUCUAAAGAUACUUUGGCUGUCUUAUCUUAUAUAAUUUACAUGGUUAGUACAUUCAUCUGUAGUGGUCAUCUGUCUAACCUGCUCAGUCACUGGGCCACUUCGCUUACUGAAAAAAGGGGCUCCUUGAGUUGUAUGGAUUUUCCCCCUUACAUCAGUAGGUAAGUUAAUUAGAAUUAUAAGCCACAAAAAUGAAGUGAUCUUCCAGAAAACUCAUUUCAGUAUGGUAUACUACUUUUGCUUCCUCUUUGUUGUAGCAAGUGCAAUUAUUUGAGCAUAUGAACUCCAGCUAAUAGCUUAUUUAAACUUUUUUUGGUAAGUCCUUCAAAAAAGUUUUUGUCAAGCAUUAUAGAAUAAUCACUAAAUUGUCAUAUUAUUUUUCAUUACCAGUACAGCUUUUUGCUCAUGGUGAUUCUUACGGUAGCUGCAAUUGUGUCUGUUUAUACAUGCAGCUACUUCACUUCCUCCCUCCAUCUCCAAACACAGAAGUGCUCAAAGCAGAUGACAUAAUAAAGAAAUGGCCAAGGAAACAACAUCAGUUUAUGAAUGAAUGAAUGAAUGAGCAGAAAAACUGAGAGCCGGGACUAAGCAAAAAGAAAAACUGAGACAGCACCUAAAUUAAGUACCCAGUGGAAAAUAAUAGUGUUCAAGAGGUGAUAGAAUACUAGGAGAUGCAAGACAGAAAGUCCUGCAUUUCAGGGCUUUUUCAUAACUGAAAAGGGCUUUUUGUACCUCUCAACCAGCCAUAUCUCAGAAGGCAACAUGAUGUUCAGAAUGGCCUCAUCAGGUGUGAAGAAAAGCAGUCCAUUAGAUAUUGUGGUCCUAAGCUGUUAUACCGUUAUCACCCUUAAAUCCCAUAUUUCACAAAUAAAUAAAAAUAAUGUGUUAGGAAUGACCUCCAUUAUCUUCAAACAAAAAUUCAUGGUAAAACAAAUGUUCAAAAAAAUCAGUUCAGAAUUUUAGACACUUGCUUUGAAAAUAAGAUGUUUUAUGCUUUUAUGUUUCAAACAAGUUCAGGAUGCAAAUGUAAUGUGUGAGCAGUUACAAGUAGGUAGCAUGUAGGAGAACAAGGUAGUAUUUAUGAAGUUAAGGUAAAUUUCAGUUUUAAAGUAAAAAGAGGUUAUACUUGAUUAGCAGUAAAGUGGUAUAGGGUCUGAGAGGCAUGAAAUAUAACUACCUGGUUUUAGGCAGCAUUAUCUGCAUCAUUAUUUGUUACCUGAUUGUAGUAAGGACAACAACAAAACUAUCUAAAGUUUUAGGAAACUAACAUUCUGUAUAAAUGUUAAAUGAAAUAUACUGUGGCUAUCCAAUUAUAUGGUUUCACAUUAGAUUACCACAGAAUCGAAUCUGAUCAUCUUUAAAACAGUAUCCAGGGCCACAAUAAAUAUUUCUGUGCAUUGUUAUUUUUAUUGAUAAGAGGUGACCCAGCCUUCAUUACAUAGACUUCAUUUGCAAAUCAGGUUUUAUAGAUCAGCUUGUUUCGAAGCCAGUGAUCUUCUCUCAAUAAUAUACUUCGUUUUUGUUAACAUGUUCCACCAUGUCAACAGAACGUUAGUGGCUUAUAUUUAACUUUCAAAGUGAUGAUGGUAAAAGCUAACAUUUUUUUUUUCUAUUUAUGGUUAUUAUUUUCUUUAAAGUGUACAGGAAAAUUGCAAAAUUUAUUUGAAACAGUGCUUUCUAACUCCAUUGAACCUACUUCUGUGAGCAUGUCAUUCCUUCCCCUCCACUGGAUCUCUGUUAGUUCCUACCAGUUCAGAAUAUCAACUUUAAAUUCUCUUUACAUUUUUUGAUAUCUGUCCAGAAUGCAGUGUACAUAUGGAACAACUUAUCUAGGACAAAUAAGUUGUGGUUUACUAAAGUGGCUUGGCUUGUUUCAGCAAACCAUAGAUAAAUUACCAACGGUAUGCAUUCUGAAAAUAAUGCUGUUAAACUGUGGUCAAAAUGGAGGUAAAAGCUUCACAAAUCCUCCUCACGGAUGCAUUGGAAAGGGAGGGAAAUCGUACAAGUCUGUGGGGAGACUAGGCUCUGCUCCACUUGUUCCCAUUAAGUUAGUGGCAAUGGGGAACAUUUAGUCAUCCAGAUGUUGUUAGACUCCAACACGCAUCCGCUGUAGCCAGCAGGUAGUAGUGAAGAAUUAUGAGAGUUAUAUUCUGGCAGGUAGCAGGUUCCCCAUCCCUAUAUUAUGGUAAACCAUGGUUUCUCAUGAUGCCAGAAUGAGCAAAUGUAGUAUGAUUUCAAAAUCUGAAAUUUUGUCCAUUUCAGUGGGGUAAUUAUGCAGGAAAUACUGUUGAAGGUGAAAAAGAGGCAUUGGCCUUUCCUUUUGAUUUUUUUUUUUUAAUGUGGCAGUAUCAUAGCAGUGAGGGCAGAUUUUACAUGAUCCAUAUGUUACUAUAUAUGCCAACUUGAUCUGAUCACCUGUUAAUUAGAAAAACAUCUCUUCCUUCUUCAAAAGCCUUCCAAUUUUUGCAUGCGAAUGAAGACUGUGAUCUUUUUAUGCUGGGUUCUCCAGUAGCUAGUUUCGCAUAUAUAUACACACAUACACAUAUUCAGUCUACAAAAAUGAGAUUUAAACUAGGUUGGUUUGUGGCUUGCUGUGGCAUAUAGACUGCCCUGAUAAGGUAAAACUUUCUACAAGCUUAUCCCCCCUAGAUUUUAGUUCCUGAGCUAUAUGUUUUUUACAGGAUUUACUCCAUGAGAAAUACAAUAACCUUCUGUAGUGCUGGAAACUUCCAGGGAAUAUUUUCAUGGGGGACUACAUUUGCCAUUUCUUGGAGCAGAAAUGGCAGUUUUAUUACGUUUCUUCUUUAGUUGUCUUGGUAGUGAGUUCAGAGACCAUGCAUCGUUGCUCAGACUUUAAUUAGGAAUAGAAAGGAGUUCUGAACUCUUAAAGGUAUAUUACUAAAGGCAUUCAAUGUCUGAUCCACAUAUGUAGCAGGCUGCACAGUGGAUACAGGCCAGGGUUUUUUUCCUUCAGAUGAGUGUAAGCCUUGUUUUACAACCAACUAGAAAACAUACCAUCACUCCCAGUUAGAAGUUAGAAUGAUACCACUUGUUUCCAGUGUAUCUAACAGCGGUAUCUGUCCAUGUAGUAACACUUUGCUGUGGAACCUUUUCAAAUGCAUUAAUUCCAGGACUAAACAAGAUGUGAUAUUUAUAAUGUGUUUUGAUUUUGUGUGCAAGUGUGCGCACUUGACUGAUGUCUAGUUUGGACCUUUGGCUCUUAACUGCAUAUUUAAACAAAAACAUUGAAUUAUUUUAGCUGAACUUUAGUUGUCAAUAUAUUGAAUUAGUGAGAUCAAACUUAGAUGAAGUAGAAAUCUAAUUUUAGUUAAAUCAAGGCAAUAUCCUGCAGUUCUAUAGCCUAUAAACAGAGUCUUGGCAUGCCCCAGUUCCCUAACUCACUAUGAUAUGCCAUUUUCUAUUAGUGUAGUUUUUCACAGAAGGAAGGAUCAUCACUUUGAAAAUGGAAGAAAAAUAUCCUACACAUGCUUAUUUAAACUUUUACCUGCCAUUAGUUAGUUUGACUUAUCUGAACCUGCCUCAGAAUCUCGAUGAAAGAGGGUUGCCUUGUGUAGUUCUGCCUCAUUAUCUCCUCUGAAACAUUUUUACAGCCACUUUAGAGUAGCAUACAAUAUCCUAGUCAAAUGUAGGCCAGAAUUUCAAGAUGUGGAUAAUUUUUGAUGUCGCUUUUUAAUUAUAUUGAUAUUAAGACUAGUAUCAUUUCUUAAGGCCUAUCUUUCUCCCUUAAAACAUUUCUGAUUCUUCCAGCUGGCAGUUUUAAAAUUAUAUGAGCUACAGUCCUUAGUACAUAAUGAGCUUAUAAGGCUGCUUAACUCUUUAGUUUUCACUACUUCUUUAAAAGUCAACCACCUACAUUGUACUUAUGUGAGUUUUGUUGUCCCUUGUUCAAGUGUAUGCAGAUUCUUCUUUCCUGCCUACCUGCAUCAGCUGGAAACCAGCCUUUGAUUGCUUGAAAGUAAAUCCAGGAGCUCUUGGAGGAAACUGAUUUUCUAGAUCCAUUUCCAUCAGAAUUUAGGCCUGGUUUUGGCACAAAAAGUGUUUUGGUCGCCCUGUACAAUGACUUCUGUUGGGAGAGAGACAGGAAAAAAUUGUCCUUGUUAAUUUGCCUUGACCUCUCAGCAGCUUUUGAUACCAUCCAUUAUGGUAUCCUAGAGUAGCUGUCCAAGUUAGGGGUGGGUGGCACUACUUUGUGGUGGUUCCAGUUCUACUUGGAUGGUCAUUUCCAGAGGGUGAUGCUUGAGGAGUGUUCUUCUGCCCUGGGAAGACUUCAGUGUGGUGUUCCUCAUGCUUCAAGUUUAAUAUGUAUAUGAAAUCACUGAGUGGGGUCAUCUGGAGUAUUGGAGUAUGUUGUCAACAAUAUGGGGAUGACACACAGCCCUACUUCUCCUUUACAACUGCAGGUAUGGCAGCGGUUGUGCAGGGCUGUUGUAUUGGCUCUGUAAUGGACAAGAUGAGAACUAAGAAACUGAAGCUCAAUCCAGACUGAGGCAAUGUUUGUGAGUGGCUCCCUAGAUAGAUGGGAGGAUAGGAGGUAGCCAGUGUUAGAAACUGGGAUAGAAAAACUAAGAGCCAAAUGGCUCCUGGGAACUGGGUUGUGGGUGCCAAAACAGAAUGUCUAGUCACUAUUGUGGGGGGGUCGGAAACACUUUUUAUUAAUUAUUUUGAUAAGCAGGAACUAAUGCACAAUUCAAAUAAGUGUCACAUUGUUAAUAUCAUAUUUUAGCAGAAAUUGUUAAUACAUGUUUAAUUUGGUGUUUACAAUAAAAAUAUUGGUACCAUACUUCAGUUUUCAAAACACUCUACUUUUUGUUGUUAAACUCCUUAAAAUAUUGUCUACCAUUAACAUAUACUUUGAGGCUUCAAAGCACAUACAUAUCAGUAAUCCUUGAGUGUUAGCCAGGCACAAAAAAAUGGCACCCAGACUUUUUGAGGUGCUCGCAAAUGGAGAAUCUUUAGGUGCAAAAUGUGCCUGGCGCCCUGCUAAUUUUGAACCCUGGAGGUAGCCUGCUCUUCAUGGGAUUAUACUCCCUCUGAAGGAGCUGGUAUGCACCUUGGGGUUUCUUCUCAAUCCAUUGCUGUUGCUUUAAGGCUCAGUUGGCCUCAAUUGUGUGGAGUGCCUUCCAUCACCUUCAGCUGGUGGCCUACCUGCGGCCCCUUUCUGGACAGAGAUAACCUAACUACUGUUGUCUGUGCUCUGGUAACAUCUAGGUUAGAUUACUGCAAUAUGUUAUAUGUGGGGCUGCCUCUGAAGAUGGUUCAGAAAUGUCAGCUGGUGCAGAAUUCAGCCAGGUUGCUCACCAAACCAUUUGAGCAUGUAACAUUAAUGUUGGCCCGACUGCACUGGCUGCCAGUUGGUUUCUAGGUCCAAUUGAAAGUGCUGAUUUUGACCUACAAACCCUUAAGCAGCUCAGGACCAAAAUACCUGAAGGACAUCCUCUCCUUAUGUGAACUGGCCCAGACCCUGCAAUUAUCACCUGAGACCCUUCUUCUGCAAGAGGUAUGAAGGGUGAAAACACAAGUGUGCACCUUUGUUGUAGUGGCUCCACACUUACGGGGUGCUCUCCUCAGGGAGGCAUUCCUGACAUUUUCAUUAGAUGUCUUUAGGGGCCAGGCAAAAACAUUCUUCUUCUCCCAGGCCUUUGGCUAAUUAAACAAUCUAUUUUCUUCUAAACUGUGGAGGUGGGAGUUAUUGGAGGGUUUUGGUAUGUAGUUUUUGUGUUUUGUAAACUGCCCUGUGAUUUUUGGAUAAAGGGCGAUAAUAGAAAUGUAAUUGAUAAUAAUGAUAAUCUGUUUUCUGUUUCUAAAACAAAACAAACCUAUAUCAUGAACAAUAUGAUUUGUAAGUGGCAGCAAGUUACAAAACAUUCAAAUAACAUAAUUUUAAAUAAAAGGGACCUGUCUGUGAAGUACUCUACAAGUGGCAAUUAUAAUAUAAGAACAGAAAUAACAUUGUGCUGCAAUGUAAGCUUAAAGCAUAUCAGAAAUAAGGAACUACACAGGCAAUGUCCUGGCAACUGCUAGUACUUAAGGGUCUAAAACUGAUAACUUUUUUUACGGAGUAUGUGUGGCUUCCUUUACCUAAAAUGUUUUGAGAUUGUCAACCACCUGGACUGGAUAAGAAUAAAAGAGCUGAAAUUAAAUUAGGAUGAGACAGAGGUGCUUUUGGUCAGAAGGUAUAUCGGCCUGUACUGGAAAGGAUUGUAUUCCACUUACAGGACCAGGUUCAUAGUUUAGGAGUACACCUGGAUCUAGUCUUGUUAUUAGCUGCUCAGAUGUCAGGAGAGUUUCUGUUCAGCUUUGGCUGGUGUGCCAAUCCGUUCCUGGUCCUGGUCAUACAUGCAUACAUUUUGACUGGGGCUAGUGGUCUGUCAGCUGCACUGGCUUCUAUUCUGUUUUGACUGCAGUUCAAGAUGGUGGUUAUUUUGUAUAAAACGCUAAGUAGCUUGAAACCAAGCUGCUCGAAGCAAUGUCUCCUCUUAUGUGAAUCUGCCCUGUUCUUUAAGAUCAGCUGUUGAGACCCUCUUUUGUGUACCAUUGCCUUUUAAGGCAAGAACUUUCUCGGGGGUGGCACCCAAUAAGCAGAACCCUGCCCCAAGAGGUUGGGCUAUCUUCUCUAUUUGGAUUCUGCUGGCACACACUUUUUAUUCUGCUGCUGCUGCUGCUUAUGGUACUGAUUGUGAAUGCUUUUCUUUGUUUUAUGCUGCUAUUUUUAGUUAAUAAUUACUGAUAUAAAGGUAUGGAUUAUGGUUACUUUUAUGCUUGCAUUGUAUCUGUAAACUGCACUGAGCAACUCCUUUAUUCAGGGGGAAGGGAUGUGACUUUUAAAAAAUAGAUGUGUUUAUUAACAAACCCUUCCCUUUAUUUGGGAGGUCAUAGCUUAAGGAAUUGGUGAAGAAUCUGGUUGAAGUUUGUUGAAGAUUGGUAGCUUGGUGAUGAAGUUGAAGUUGAAAUUAUAAAUGCAGAUUUCAGUUCGGUCAUAAGAAUGAAUAUUGUUAUGAAUUGCAGAGGGGGGUCAGUGUGAGUGAUACCCUGGGUCCCUUGCAGUUGUUGGGAUCAUGUAUCUGUGAGAGUGGAAUGUUUAAGAGGAAGCUUGCCAAAGCAGUUCCUUUGUCAAACUAAUAGCUUUGGCUGGCUUGUUAAGUACCAUGAUUUAGCAAAUCCAAAGAAGUUGCCCUGUGCCAUAGAAACAAAUGGAUGGGCCUUUCUCCAUCCACAUCACCUGGCUGAUAGGUAGAAGAACAAUAGCCAGAGUUGUUAUUUGUGUAAGCUGAAAAGCUGGAGACUACGUUGGAGAACAGAUAUGCCUUCCUCUAUGCUGGAUUUUGUGGUUCUGCUUGAAACCUAGUGGAGAAGCAAGAUCUGUUAGACUCGUGUUAGUGCUUGAGCCCCUCCAUCCUAUGUGCAGGUUGCAUUUAUGUGUAAAUAAAACCAUAUACCCUGAAGACUGGUGUCUUUGCUGACCUUCAUUGGAAGGUAACAGAACCUAGAGUAAAGUGCAGGCACUCCUGGAGUCUCACUUCUUGGAGUUUGAGAUGGUGCCUAACAGUAUUUUCAAUUUUCACAUUCCUUUCUAGCUUGGAUCAAGAGUAGUAUGCUGUUAGCAAUGUCAGACUUCUACUCACCAAGUGGAACUCUGGGUUUGAUCCAGGCUAACUUAGUUACAUUUGGAUCACAUUGAUAUCUACAAGGCUUAAAUCAUGAUUAAUCCUGUUGAGAUCAAUGUGACAAAUUAAAGUUCAGCUAAAUUUGUUCAGAUCCAAUCCCAUGUAUUUGAAAAGCUGUCUGACAAAUACAUUUACAUAAAAUAAGUAGAUUUAAUUGCUUUAAAAAACCUAUUAAAUUUUACCUUUUCUUCUAGGUUUAACUACAGAUCAACACAUCAUCUUGCGUCACAUGGAUUUUAUGAAUUCCUAAACUGGUUUGACGAAAGAGCAUGGUAUCCACUAGGAAGAAUAGUAGGUGGGACUGUAAGUACCAGAAAAUGUAAUCAAGUUUUAAGAAAAUGUCCAUUUAUAAAUGAAUACUGUUACUUCCAUUCCAUGUUAUACUUUGAGUUUUUAACUCCAUUUAUAUCAAAUUUUAAAAUUUCAAUUACAGCAAGUAUGUAAAAAAUAAGCUGUUUUUCAAUUAAAUUUAAAGUGUUCAUAUUUAUAUUUAUCUCAGUAUUGAAUCAUGACCAUCUAGCAGGACCAGGAUCUGGGAGAUCCAGAUUCGAAUCCCUACUCAGUCAUGAAGCUCACUGGGUGAUGUUAGGCCAGUCACAACCCCUUACCCUCCCUCACAGGGUCGUCGUAGGGAUUAACUGAGGUGGGGAGUGAACCAUGUGCUCCUUGGAGAAAAAGGUGGGAUAUAAACGUAAUAAGCUCUUCUGCUUACCUGCUUAAGAAAGCUGGAGGGGCCAGCCAGAUGGAGAUGUCAGUCACCAACCUGGUGAUCUCAGAAAUCUCCACGUGGUUGCAGUUGAACUUGCACCAGUCACAUAAUGUGCUUGGUGAAUUUCUAACUGGACAGAAUAGUCCCUAGGACAAUUCAAUUUUAGAAAUGUAAUUUGGCUAGCUUUUAUAAGAGAAAGAUAUUAGUGAGCUGCGUAGGCAGAAAAGCUUGUAGUUGAAAAACAUUCAUAUGAGAAAAUGUUCUUGCAAACAAAAGAUUCAACUUCUAUGUUUUUCAUGAUAGGGUUGUGGUAGAAUAUAAUUGCUGUUGUACUGCAGAAAUGUUUUGCAUGAACCAUCUCUGAUGGAUAUAGAUGUGUCCUUGAACACCAGUUAGCUCCUUUUUCAAUCUAAGAAGUGCUGUUUGAGUAGAUUUACAAGAUGCUAGUCAAUAAAGCGAAUCCUUGCGCAUUUGAUCAAUAAAACAUUUAAUGAAAUCAAUUUGUUCCUCUUUUUAAAAAUCCUGAUUUUUCUGUUCUGAUUUGAAUUAUUAUAUCAUAAAGCAUAGCUCUGCCAAUUUUUGCAGCAAACGGUGUCAAUAUUGCUUGAUGUGGUUGUGUAAUAGUUUUGGGUUACUCAGUUUAGCUUUAUAUUAGGGUGCGUUCCCUUAGUACAUAUAACCUAUGCCAUAAACUUUCAAAAUCAGAAGUACUAUUUCUGUAAAUAAACUAUUUGAUGCUUUCUGCUGUGGCUUCAGCAAAUGAAAUUCAGUAAAUAGGUGAUAGCAAUAUUACUUUUGGCAACCCUGAGGAAGGGCUGUAGCUCAGCAGAACACCCACCUUGCAUGCAGAAAGUCCCAGAUUCAAUCCUCAACCUCUCUAGGUAGGGCUAGGAACACCCCCUGUCUGAACCUCUGGAGAGCUGCUGCCAGUUGUGUAGACAGUACUAAGUUAGAUGAACCAAUGACCUGACUUGGUGUAAGAUAUUAUUAUUAUUUUUUAUUAUUGAUUGAUUGAUUGAUAUUAAUAUUAAUAAAUAAUAUUAUUAUUUAUACCCCAUCUGGCUGGGUUUCCCCAGCCACUCUGGGCUGCUUCCAACAGAAUAUUAAAAUACAAUAGUCUAUUAACCAUUAAAAGCUUCCCUAAGCAGGGCUACCUUCAGAUGUCUUCUAAAAGUCUGGUAGUUGUUUUUCUCUUUGACAUCUAUUGGGAGGGCGUUCCACAGGGCGGAUGCCACUACCAAGAAGGCCCUCUGCCUGGUUCCCUGUAACCUCACUUCUCACAGUGAGGGAACCGCCAGAAGGCCCUCAGAGGUGGACCUCAGUGUCCGGGCUGAACGAUGGGGGUGGAGACACUCCUUCAGGUAUCCUGCACUGAGGCCGUUUAGGGUUCUAAAGGUCAGCACCAACACUUUGAAUUGUGGUCGGAAGCGUACUGGGAGCCAAUGUUGGUCUUUCAAGACCGGUGCUAUGUGGUCUCGGCGGCCGCUCCCAGUCACCAGUCUAGCUGCUGCAUUCUCAAUUAGUUGUAGUUUCCAGGUCACCUUCAAAGGUAGCCCCACAUAGAGCGCAUUGCAGUAGUCUAAGCGAGAGAUAACUAGAGCAUGCACCACUCUGGUGAGACAGUCUGCAGGCAGAUAGGGUCUCAUCCUGCGCACCAGAUGGAGCUGGUAAACAGCUGCCCUGGACACAGAAUUCACCUACGCCUCCAUGGACAGCUGUGAGUCCAAAAUGACUCCCAGGCUGCGCACCUGGUCCUUUAGGGGCACAGUUACCCCAUUCAGGACCAGGGAGUCCUCCACACCUGCCCACCUUCUGUCCCCCAAAAACAGUACUUUUGUCUUGUCAGGAUUCACCCUCAAUCUGUUAGCCUCCAACCACCUCCAGACACUCACACAGGACCUUCACUGGUUCUGAUUUGAAAGAGAGGUAGAGCUGGGGAUCAUCCGCAUACUGAUGAACACCCAGCCCAAACCCCCUGAUGAUCUCUCCUAUUUGUCAGCUAUCAUAUCUCAUGGCCUUCCUUUUAGGCAAUUCAAGAUUUACAAACAUAUACAGUGGUGCCUCGCAAGACGAAAUUAAUCCAUUCCGCGAGUAUCUUCGUCUAGCGGUUUUUUCGUCUUGCGAAGCAACCCUAUUAGCGGAUUAGCGCUAUUAGCGGUUUAGCGGCUAUUAAAGGCUUAGCGGCUUAGCUGCUAAAAGGCUAUUAAAGGCUUAGCAGCUUAGAAAAAGGGGGGGGAAAGCGAGAAAAAAUCUCAAGACUCGCAAGACAUUUUCGUCUUGCGAAGCAAGCCCAUAGGGAAAUUCGUCCUGCGAAGCGCAUUGAAAAACGGAAAACCCUUUCGUCUAGCUGGUUUUCCGUCUUGCGAGGCAUUCGUCUUGCGGGGCACCACUGUAAUGAGGUAUGUUCUUUUUAAAAAAGUGUCUGAAAGAAUACAGGCCAUCUGUGGUAGGAUCCUUAGAAAUACCCCCUUUAAAAUAUUUGCAUGAAUAGUCUCUCUGCUCCCCACCCCCAAUCUUUUUGUUCCCCCCUGUAGAGGCUGCUUUUGAGAUUGCUUCUCUUGUUUAUCUUGUACCCUUUUCCCUAGCUGCUACUGGAUUCAUUUAGCUAGCUAGGGUUUAAUGCUCCGGAUUUUCUAGUUAAUGGCCUAUGUGCUUUUUGAACAUUAGCUUUAUGCUCAUUUGGAUUUUAAAUACAAUUAGAUCCAUACAGGCGGUGUUGAGAAAAAUCCUGGGCCCACCCUCAUAAAAUAGGAUUUUUUUGCUUGCAGUUUGUGAAAAUCUUUUAUAAAGCAAUUUAGAUUAAGCAGGUGUCUUUUGUUGUGUUCCUUAGCCAUCCUUGAAACCCUGAAUUAUAUACCAUAUUAUAUGUUGUUUUAUAAUAUUAAAGCUAAUUUAAUGCUGAUACUGAAAAAUAUAUCUGUAUGUUCAAUUGCUACCAAAGAAAGUGUUAAUGAAAAUGUGUGUGUGUGUGUGUGUGUGUGUGUGUAUUAAAAAGACGUUUGGCUCUAGUAAUAGCUUGGUCUUAUAUGGGUUGUGGAAAUAACAAUCUCUUCUACAUGUGGGUUACAUUAAUAUAUUUUAAGUCUUUCUGUAACAUUGAUUCAAAUAGAAGAAAAAUGCAUUUUUCGUCUGCAAUUUGGUAAAUCACUUUUCCACUCUCUCUCCUAGGUCUACCCAGGGCUGAUGGUGACAGCUGGCCUUAUACAUUGGAUUUUAAAUAUGCUUAACAUAACUGUCCAUAUAAGAGAUGUAUGCGUGUUCCUAGCACCAGUUUUUAGCGGCCUUACAUCAAUUUCUACUUUCCUGCUCACCAGAGAACUGUGGAACCAGGGAGCAGGGCUUCUAGCUGCUUGCUUUAUUGCGAUAGUACCAGGUUACAUAUCACGAUCAGUUGCAGGGUCUUUUGACAAUGAAGGGAUAGCUAUUUUUGCACUGCAGUUCACAUACUACUUGUGGGUAAGUAACAACUCAUGCUUCAUAAUUUUUAUCUCACUGUCUUUUAGUAUUUUGAAUCUGUCUUCGUUGUUUCUGCCUUUUAAAUUGGCUUUGAUUUUAGAUUUCUUCAAUCGGGUACUCACAAGAAAGCAACGAUUUAAAAAUUUGAGGGCCUUUUUCGCUUAUGCUAAUUACUCUCUUUCCAAAAGAAAAAGUUGCAUUGUUAUAUGGUAAACUGGUUUUGAACUGGUGAAAUAUUUCAUGGUCUUUAGCUAGAUACUGUUUGAACACUUCCUGCAUUAUGUCAAGGGCCAACUUAUUCUUCAGGGCCUUUUAACUGGAGCAGAGCUUUCCGAACGUUUCAUGUUGGUGACACACUUUUUAGACAUGCAUCAUUUCACAACACAGUAAUUCAGUUUUACUAGCAAUCUGGAGGUUAAAGUAGGAGGAGCAUGGGGAGUGUUCCCAUAACACACCUACACACUGCAGCCGACACAAUAAUGUGUUGCAACACACAGUUUGGAAAGCUCUGAACUAGAGGGAUCGCAAGUAUAAAUGAUAAGAAUUCAACAGCCAUAAGCAUUACUUUAUUAUUUAUUUAAAACACACACACACCCUUCUAUCAGUUUAACAAAACUCUCAGGGCAGCUCAAAGCAGUCAUAAACAGUAGCCAUGCAAGUUUCAUUUAACAUGUCAUCAGUUUGAGCAAAUUCCUAAACCCAUGUUCCUGAAAUAAUGUUGAUGGAAGUGGCCUGAACUAAGCCAAUCCAAGACCUUUAUUUCCUAACCUUUGAACAGUAUCCUUUGUUAAAGGUAACGUUCUUGUAGAUAUGACUUUUAAAAGUGGUCUGAUGGGGUCAUGUUGACACUAAUAGAGAUCAUAAUUGGUUACAUUAGAGAUAGUAAUGGCGCAUUAGUCUAUUGCUUUCCCACCUGCUUGUUCUCUGCUCCUAAUCUAUUUUCUCCCAAGUCCCAUUUCCUCCCACAGGAUUCCAAACAUGUGUUAACCCUCAGAGGUAUCUUGGGAGAGGUGAGGUGUAGCAGCAAAGUAAUAUGAGGGCAUGAUUAAGAACGGUCUCCUCUCCCCUCUCCCCCAUUGCUGCUUCAUUCUAAAUCAACUCCUGAACUGGCUUUUCCCUACAAAGCAGAUUUGAUCAUCAGGAUAUCAUUACUUAGAAGUUUGUGUAGUUUAGACCCUAAAAUUGUAUUACACGGUCUAACACAUGUUUAAAAGUGCAGUAGAAGUCAUAAUCAAACAUUAAAAAGUUUAAUAGUUAAAGUUGGUGACAUUUUGCUAUUGUUACAAAAAUUGAGCUAUACAAUAUAAUUUAAUACAUAAUGCAACUUUAAUAUUAGUAUAUAUAAUACAAACAUAACAGAUAAGCUCAUAUAGGACUGCACCCUAGUGUGUGUGUGUGUGUGUGUGUGUGUGUGUGUGAGAGAGAGAGAGAAAGAGCAUAAGCCAUGCCCAGCUGUGGCAUGAAGCCCACAGUGCAUUGUGUAUUGGGAAAUCUUCAGUGCACGUGUGCCUGGAGAACAUGUAACACCAAACAGUUGUUUAAUACUAUGUCGGAAGCAUAUCAGUGUGGUAAUGGAAUGAAUAAUCUCCCAGUAAAGUACCUUAGUUAAUUCUGAUGCAAACCUUAAAAGUAUAUUUAGUUCAACCUCUGCUCUUAAUUGUUGUUUUUUAAUUUGAAUGAUACAUUUUUUCUUGUUUCUGCUGAGUUAUAACACAAAUCACCAUUUGUAGGUGAAGUCUGUGAAAACUGGAUCAGUCUUCUGGACCAUAUGCUGCUGCCUAUCCUACUUUUACAUGGUAAGUGGUAUCCUAAAUAAUGUACAUAAUGUGACUUUGAAAUCAUUUAUUGGCAGAACCCAAAUGUGCAAGUCACAUUCUUUAUUUGUACACUGUAAUUGCUUUUAUUAAUAGUAUAUUGGAGCAACAUUUAAAGAUAGAAAAAAGUCUAACAGCACUUGUCUGAAAACACUGACUUUAUAAAUAUGAUGGUAGGUUUGAAAAGUUUGUUUAACAGAAAAUGCCUCUUCACUUUAGAGAAUUGGUUUGCAUUUUGUAUCUUGACUGAAGUUAGUUGAAGAUUUAUUUUAAGCAUGCCACUUGCCCAGUUUGCACCUCACAUCAAAGAGUGAAUGAGCAGCAUAGUUGUGCACCCUAUUAAAAUGUUCCUGUGGUACUUAGCAUAUGUUGCUGCACUGAGAAUGAAAGAAGCCAGAGUCAUCCAAACCAAGGCUCCUGGUUAGUUUCUUCCAAAUAAACCGUGAUCUGCAAAUCUUGGUCACCACAGGCAUUUGUUUGAACAACACAACAGGCGAGAUUCUGUUUAUUCCGCAGUAUGGCGUCAGCAAGAGAGGUGUGCUGUGGGUACCAGAGCAGGGUGCAUCAGCACAUAGCUUAUUUUAAACUUAUGCUUUACUGUGGUGUGUGAACUAGGUCUCUCUAAUCCUAAAGACCAGAUGAACUGAUUUGUGCUGCUGCGAGACUAUUCACUGCAGUCUUUAAAAUCCAGCAGAAAUCAUUUGCUCCAAAUGGGGAAAUCUAAAAUGUGUGGAAUCUAGAAAGAUCUUUACCUGGCAGUGCAAUGAUCUUAAUGAGGGUGCCAGGUGAGUCUCAUUGGGGAAGGAUGCUCUGUUUUCAGAGCGCCUCCAUCAAAAAUGCCCUCUGCUUAGUAACCACCCACUUCAGCUCUUAAGGGAGACGAGGAAAGAACCCAGAGAAGGGCCUUAAGUGACUUUCUCAAGAUCCAAGCAGAUAUAUUUAUGGAAGGAGGUAAUAGUUUCAGUACUAUAGCUAACACUAGUUUUUUAUUUAAAGUACUUCACUCUGGAUUUUGAUAUAUAUGCUAGAUUAUUAAAGUUAAGUGUUUUUCUUCUUAAAAGUUGCUACAUUUGGAAAAUAACAGAUACAGUGGAACCUCGGGUUGUGAAUGUGAUCCGUGCUGGAGGCACGUUCGCAACCCGCAGCGCUGCGUCUGCGCAUGCGCGGGUGACAAUUCGGCGCUUAUGCUCAAAGCGCAAUUUAGCGCUUCUGCACAUGUGCAAGUACCGCAACCCGGAAGUAACCCAUUCCGGUACUUCCAGGUUCAGCACGGUGCGCAACCCGAAAUUGUGUAACCUGAAGCAUCUGUAACCCGAGGUACCACUGUACUUGGUUGUCAUAUGUGUGACCAGGCUCUCAGUGGUGCAUAAGGUGUGGAUGCUACAGAUCUGUUCAUACUUUGUUUGUUCACUAGUGUUAAUCACUAUAUCCUUUCAUAGUAGAGGAAAACAUUGCAGUUCUUAUUUUGACAUUGUUGGUAAAAUGAAUAAUGCGUCUAAAAUUCAACUAACUGGCAAAUUGCUUAAUGUUGCAGUCUUCUUAAUUGGAGUUAAUGAGUUCCUGCUUGAUAGUAUGUCCCCCGUUUUAUUUACUCUUUUAUUAAAUUUACAAAUACAUUAUAAUGUAUUAUAUAUAAAUCACAAAAGUAGUUCUUUAUGUUAAUACAUAAUAAUUCAUAUUAACAGUAGUAAAGUGAUGGUUUGUAUAAUUUUCUGGAAAACAUUUCACUGAGAGCCAUGAUGUAAAAUCUUAACUAAGGCAUACCCAGAGUAGAUCCAAUGAAAUCAAUGGACUUAAUUAAGUUAAUUAAGUCCAUUGAAUGGGUCUACUCUGAGUACAGCUAACGUUGAAGGUCACGUACAAUGUGUAUAAUCUGUGUAAAAGACUAGUUGAGGAGGAAUAAGUAAAAAAUGCUUCCUGGAUCUGCUUUCUACUGAAAUCUUUCUGUCCUGUGGAUUUUUCCUUGUGGCCUGGAUUAUCUUGUCUUGAAGACAAAAUUCAAUUCAUGUUGGUUAGUUUAAUGGUUUAACAAUAAUGUGUAUAAAUUAGCAUUAUGUUCUGAUAUGUUUAUUUUUCAGGUUUCUGCAUGGGGUGGUUAUGUUUUCAUCAUCAACCUUAUUCCACUGCAUGUAUUUGUGCUCCUGUUGAUGCAAAGAUACAGUAGGAGGGUCUACAUAGGUGAGUGUUUUGAUUUGCUGAGAUUGAAUGAAAAGUGGGGGUUUUCCCAUUCUUAAUCACAUUACUUCCUUUUUCAAUUUAAAUGACUAUGAAUUUAACUUAAUUUAAGUGGUUACUUUUGUCUAGUUACAGGCAAAAUCGUAAAACAGAAUUAUUAGAAUUCCAAUAAGGUUAUUAGAAUUAUUAGAUUUGUUUUACUUUUUAAAUCAUCUUGCAUUGCAUUGCAUUGCUUAUUGUUUCUGCCAUAAGGAAGCUUGCUUAUUUGUUUGUUUGUUACAAAUAAAUAUGCUUAAGGCAGCUAAUAACCAGAGUAAUAAUACUUCAAAAUGAACAAUGUAGUCUAAACAAAAUGAUAAUUUAACAUGGCAGUCAUUCAUCUCAAGAUAAUUUUUCAGAAAUGUAUGCAACUUUCUUACUAUUACCAGUGUGUGACAGAACUGUUUAUAAUGGGACUGAUGAAGCUGGUAAUGAAUGACAGUUGAUCAUCCCAGUGCAAUGAUAUCAGGCAUUGUCCCUGCAAGUAGCUUUGAUUCCACCCUGAGAAGGAGGCAACUAACCUCUCAGUCUCUGUCCCCAGUAGGAUGUAUAAGUGUGAGAGGAGCUUUAUACUAAUCUUGUCUGCUUCGCUGUACAAUUUGGUGUCCUGAAGCUGAUGGAUGCCAUGUAUUAGACCAGGGGUCAGCAAACAUUUUCAGCAGGGGGCCGGUCCACUGUCCCUCAGACCUUGUCGGGGGGCUGAACUAUAUUUUGAAGAAAAAAAUGAACAAAUUCCUAUGCCCCACAAAUAACCCAGAGAUGCAUUUUAAAUAAAAGCACACAUUCUACUCAUGUAAAAACAUGCUGAUUCCCGGAGUGUCCGCAGGCUGGAUUUAGAAGGCGAUUGGGCCGGAUCUGGCCCCCGGGCCUUAGUUUGCCCACCCAUGUAUUAGACAUUGCUAGGGCUUUUCCUUGAGUUCCUAUGCUCUGUUCUAUCCCAAUUAAUUCUGCACUUGUCACACAAAUGAAGCCCUUUUAAAAAAAGGCCAACUGCACAGUGGAAAAAUUGCAAUUCUGCUGUGCUAAAAGGUGACAUGCUACAGUGCAUUGCAUUCUGUAAAUAUGUGUUCUUCGAUUGGAGAUAAGUCUCUUGUGUUGCCUUUUACUAUUAAAGAGCAAUCAGAGGCCUGUAUGCAGCCGUAAUGCUGGGCACUAUAGCACUAAUAUGGUGAUAAAACACUUCCUGCUCUUACAGCUUGCAUUUUGAAUACCUGACUUUAUGUGAUGUCAGGUGAUUGACUGAUGGUCACCUGACAAAAAAUGGACUGAGGAGGGUAUGUGAUUCAGUAUCUCGCCCCUGACAUAAACGUUCAGGUCGGACAUUCCACAUACAAGCGAGCAGCAAGAAAGAAUGAAAUUAUGUGGGAAAGAAGCCUGGUAUGAUUUUCUUUUUUGCAGACACACAUACAAUAACAAAAAAACUAAUGGGGCAUGGUCUAAUUUGCAUCGCAAUCUUGUUCAGGAUCAUUUGAUGUUCACAGAACUUUUCCGGAAUGUAAAUUCUUUGCCAGAAUUGGGCAUAUUUUAUGGCUUUUGUAAAUGGAUGUAAACUGAGAUUCUAUUUGACCUACUUGGCAUCAUAACUACAAUGCUGACUAAACUCCUGCUGACUGCUCAUGCAUAUUUGAUGCAGAGUUAUUGAUGUUGACAUCAGUGUGACUACUUUUGAAUCAGUUUAGGAAAAUUGCAGAAGAUUUUCUGCAAGUGCUUAGCUGCAAAAGGUUACAGUGCUGAAUAAAAGGAAAAAAACCUUCAUAAACAGAAUAAGCUCCCUGUGAUCUAUUUUAGAGCAGUCUAGCGGUAAAGGUAAACAUUUGCAACAGUAGUAGACAAAUAUUUGUCACAAUUUAGAGCUUUUAAAUCUAGUUUCAAAUAACUUUGAGAGGAUGUAAAGUACUAUAUACAUGCAGAAAACUAGUUUGAAUCAGAAGCAACAUUGUAGACUUAAUUCUACGCACGGACAUAUUGACAUUAAGAAUAGAAUUUGGUCACGUUGAACAAAGCUGAUUGUCUUUCAGUCUUUUUCUCUUUUUUGUUUAGGACAACAGGCUUUUUGGCUUGUUACUUUUAAGCAAUUUUAAUGUAAACAUAAUUUUAAGUGAUCCUUCACUAUAGCUGACUUCCAUACCAAAGCAGCUGGCAGAAUUUCGAUGUUCAAGUUUAUUAGCUAGCAAUUAAUAACACAUUUCAAGGAAAAUGAACAAUAUAAUGGAAAUAUCCAGACUGAAUUGAAGGACUAUUUAUCAUUCUAUACUCAAUGAGGAUUGAUCAUGCCCAGUAGCUGCAGAAUACUGAUUAUCUGUUGGAGGAGGGGAAGAAGAAAUACAGUGGCUAUCCUGGAACAGGGUGUGUAGGAGUCACUCUUAAUGCUGCAACAACUUUUUUAGGUCCCACUUUUAAUGCAUAUUUCAUAGAAAAAUGCUCAGUAGCCAAUGUUAUGGAUAUCCAGUGGACACGAGAGAACUUAUGCUUCCUUUUCUUGCUGCGGUGUCUCCCACCUGUCUCUUCUGUACGGUCCUCCAACCCUCCAAAGCAGUUUGGGGGUGGGGAGGUACGUAGGGAAGUAUAGGGGUGGCCAGUUCCAUAGUGCAAGGGGAAGGCUUUUGCAAAAGCCCAUUACACAAGCAGGAUGACACCAUGGGAUGUUGCUCGCUAAGAUAACCGGUAAAAUAGUAGGCACAUCGUAUUACUUUUCUCAUAUCACUGCUUUUAACUUCAUAUGCACAUGUAAUGUCCUUUGCUUGUUAAGGGAAGUAAAAUGUAUUCUUAUACUGCUUAGAAAGACAUAUAUGUGAUGUGCUAUAAAUAGCAGGAUUUCUACUUUCUUUUACUCUUGUAUAGUCUACAUUGAAUGCUGCCCCUUCCCUUCAACACUUGGCUAACAUAUAGCAUAAAUCUGAUUUUCUGCUUAUAUGCAUAAGAAAGCAACUUUUGAAUUGUUCAACAGGAUAACGCUUGCCGCCUUUGCAUUGAAAAUAAGUGGAACAAAGUAGACCCAUAACUUCUUCUUUUUUCACAUGGUUUUUCACAUACCCAUUUGUCAUAAUACUUAAUUAGCUGGACAGUUUUGUUAGUUAUUAGCAAACGGAAUUUGCCAUUGUAUUAUUGAGCAGCACUGAAACUUCCUUGUAGGUUAGUCCUUUCGAGUGUAGGAUUGAAUGUUUCAUGAGGAGAUAAUGAAUAACUAAGACAUCUGGUAUUAUGUUUAGAAAGGUUACAGCAAUCAGGAUCAUCUUGAUAGAUGGACAUUGUUGUUAUGGUGUUUUUCCAAAAGAUUCUUCUAGUGAGAACAGCCCAUCCUUCAGUUUCUAACUUCUCUGAGACUGUAUUCUGCCAAAGGUGUCCUCAAAAAGAAACUUGAGUGGUGGAAGAUUUUCAAAAGUACUUAGUGUAUUCAGGGAAGACUAGCAACGCUCUGUUUGCUGCCAAAGGACUGGUAACGGAUGGUGCAAAAAUCUUGUAUCAUUGUAUUCUGAUAGCCUUUAACUGAAAUUUGUAAAGCAGUCAGUAAAUGAAUUUCUGUGCUGCUGAAAUACACCUAAGGCCCUUAACCUGCCGGUGAGUGUGAGCUAACCAUAUCAGGAAGUCUGAGAAAGGGAGGUCCAAUGUCCAUUUACAAUUCAAGCUAACUGUGCUCACCGUCUAAUUAUACAGUCUAGACCCGACUGUUCUGCUUUCAUCAUGCUGUGAUGUAUCUAAAGAAGCAAGCUCAUCAAAACUGAAUUAUUUCAAGGUGAAGUUUUUAUAAUUAAAAACUCUUUGGCAAGAGAUAUGUAGAGGUUAAGAGGAGGGUGCUAAUCCUUUCCCCAUCUGAUAUCUUCCCCCCCAAAAAAGAAAUCUGAUUCAGAGUCUGCUUUCUGGCCAAAUAGGAAAAAGUAGCUGGGGAAAGAGUUAUAGACAAGCAGCAACAAUUAAACAUCUCCCAGCACUACCAGUUUGGGAAUCCUGCUGGCUGAUGAGUAUCCUUUUUAUCCCCUGCUAGCAUCAAUAUUGGGAAGCAGGUGGCGCUGUGGGUUAAACCACAGAGCCUAGAGCUUGCCAAUCAGAAGGUCGGCAGUUUGAAUCCCCGCGACAGGGUGAGCUCCCGUUGCUCGGUCCCUGCUCCUGCCAACCUAGCAGUUUGAAAGCACGUCAAAGUGCAAGUAGAUAAAUAGGUACUGCUCCAGCGGGAAGGUAAACGGCGUUUCCGUGCCCUGCUCUGGUUCGCCAGAAGCGGCUUAGUCAUGCUGGCCACAUGACCAGCUGUACGCCAGCUCCCUCAGCCAAUAAAGCGAGAUGAGCGCCGCAACCCCAGAGUCGGUCACGACUGGACCUAAUGGUCAGGGGUCCCUUUACCUAGCAUCAAUAUUAUAGAGCAGUGGUGGCCAACUCCCAAGAGACUGCGAUCUACUCACAGAGUUAAAAACUGACAGUGAUCUACCCCCUUUUUUUGAGUUCAGGUCCCAUUUUUGGGGGGCUCGGGUCAAAGUUACUGAGUUUUUUCAGGGAGGAGGAAAAAUGUUGAGCUUCUUUUAGAGGAGCCACAGUUGUUCAGCUUCUUUGGGGGGAGCCAAUGAUCUACCAGUGAUCUACCUGUUGGACAUGCCUGUUAUAGAGGAUGGAGGAAAAUUCUUUAUGAAGGUAUCAUUGUGAAAAAUGUGGCAGAAUUGCAAAGGAUAUUGGGAUGGCAUGGAAUGGGUCUAUAUUCCCUUCGCACAGACUUAGGAAUCUUAUUAGCAUUUUCAUAUGAGCAAACAGUAAUAAAUUUGUUUUUGCAGCCAUCUAAAGUGUUACCGGGUGGGGGAGUUGAUGUGCAGAAUUAAUAAACUCUUGUAAUUAGCAUAAUGGAAGAACACAAAACUGUAAAUGUGACAAUGGAUCCUAAUUGCUGUUAAAUGCCACAGGAUGGCAGUGUUGCAAUAAUUUUGUGACAUGAAUUUCAAAAUAGUGGCAGGCUUGGCAUUUUUAGAGUUAUGUGUGUAAAUAUCUUGGUUAGAUGAAGAUACAAACCCUGAACUGAAAGAAAAAGGGGAGAAAUUAUGCAAAAAGGUAUGCCAUUGAUCACUGUGUGUUUCUGUGGUUUCCAACACAUUGUCUAUUGACUGAAAUGUUUUGAUAAAUGAGUCUUAGUGAAAUGAGUUGUGUUGUGCAAAGAUCAUGACAUUUGAAAUAAAGCUGCUUGAUUGAGGAUGCAAAAGUAUAAUGAACAUAGUCCACAAUUAUAAGGAAAGCUGGUAGAGGUAUGUUGUGUUCAUAAACUGGGAAAAUAUCAAAUAUAUUAGCAGCUUUAUUCUGAAUAUCCAGUUUUACCAGGGCAUUGUUAUGUCAGCUUGCCUAGAUGGAGCUUCAAAGAAAAAAUAGUUGGCAAUCUACAUACAAUAAUAAUUAUUAUACAAGCUGGUUAAGCUCACUUUUGCUGUAUUUUGGACAUCCACAAAAAUGCAUGUUAUGCAACUAAACUGCUUGGUGCCCAAAUAUCUGUAAGCGUGCCUCCAAUACCAGGCAAUUCAGUCUUUAAAAUUGGUGGCAAGGGAAGGAGCCUCUGUUUGGGUCCAGGUCAGGGUUCAUAAGUGGGGAGGAUGUAGAAAGACCUUCUCUGUGGUGCAGCCUCAACUUUCAAAUAAUCAUCUUCAUUGUGUCUCCCUCAUUGUUGGUUUUCAGAUGUCAAUUGAAAACAUUUUUAUUUAUACAGGAUUUUGCAGUUUCAUAAUUGGAUGUUUAAUCCUUAGCAGCAACAUGUGACUUCGUGUUUUAUUUUAGCUUAUACAUGGUUUUUAUUCAUAUAUUUUUGCUUUUUAAAAAAUUCAGAGAACAUUUAUCCAAAAGUUACAAUAUAGUUACAAUACAUUUUCGAUCAAUAUUUUUGCUUUUGUGCUUGCUGUAUAUUUUCCUGCAAUCAACAUAAGAAUAUCACCAAGGCAACUAUCUGUAAACAAACAAUAAACAUCCAUAAAAAUGGCAAAAUGUAGUUUCUGUCCCAAGGAGAUUUUACCUUGAACAAUUGCAGACGUAGGAAUAAAGAGUCCACUUGUGAUAUACCAGUUGUUCAGUGCUUGGAAGUCAUUCCGUUAACCAGACGACAAACUGAAGGACAUGGUCCUCUUUCUAUGCUCCUCCCGAUGGAAACAUGCAGAUGGGGACAGAUACACCCCUGCUUUAAGUCCUAAAAUUAUGAGUAUUGCUUUUAACUCUGUAGUAUGUGUUCUCCCUCAUAAUUUUAAGCACAGACAAAAUUAAAACUUUCUCUGUGUGCAUAAUAAUUUUCCUUUUUUGCUGUUUUUCAUUCACAGCAUAUAGUACUUUCUAUAUUGUGGGCUUAAUAUUAUCCAUGCAGAUACCUUUUGUUGGAUUUCAGCCAAUAAGAACAAGUGAACAUAUGGCAGCUGCAGGUAAGAAAAUUAUUAUUAUUUUAUAUAUUAAAUUUACCGUAUUUUUCCGUCUAUAAGACACCCCCGUGUAUAAGUUACCCCCUAUUUUGGGGGACUCCGAUUUAAGAAAAUUGGGGGAGGAUCUUACCAUGUAUAAGACGCCUCCAAAUUUUGGACAUUAUUUUUUAGGAAAAAAACCUAGUCUUAAACACAGAAAAAUAUGGUAUGUUGUCUUACACCAGAGCCUCAAGGCAAUCUACAAUAAAAUUAUUUAGGAUCCAGUGCACUUCAGAAAAUCCCUAAAUAAAAUAACUGUUUAAUGCAUUGAAAAUACUCACUAUGAAGGUGUUACUCUGUAUUGUAAUCAGUCACACAGACACUAUUUUGGCUGGUAACCAAAUGACAGCCAAAUGUGGCAUAUUUGAGCUAAAGGGAUCCACAAGAGAAUUGGAGUUUUUGUUUACUUAUGGGAACAGAGUAUUGAAUGGCGUACCUCACUGAAGGGCAAAAUAUAAGCAGUUAAAGGAUGGUAAAUAUAUUUGUCUCCUGUUUACAAUCCACACCCCCUUGACUUCCUAUGCCAUGAAAGGAUAAUUAAAAUUAAUGAGCUUAGAGUAAGGAUUGAAAUGUUGUUUGAGAACUUAAACCAAGGUUGUCUUUCUUUAACCAGGUGUAUUCGCACUGCUGCAGGCCUAUGCCUUCUUGCAAUAUAUGAGAGACCGGCUUACAAAGCAAGAAUUUCAGACCUUGUUCUUCCUGGGUAUAUCUCUAGCUGCUGGAGUUGUAUUCUUGAGUGUCAUCUAUUUAACAUAUACAGGUAAAUCAUACAAAAGAAAUGCUUUUCAUUGACAAAUAGAGUUUCAGAUAGGCCCUGAGUAAUCCACAAGAUUCAAUGAGCCCUUCAGGCCUCCCAACAAUGUUUGCAUGAUUCAAAAGAAACUUCAGCAACCUUAUCUAUAGAAACAGCAUUUGGUGUAAUAGCUGGCUUUUUGCACCCAUUAAAGCAUUUUCAAAGCAACUUGCUUUUCUUUCUUUUUUUAGGACUGCUUUAGUAUUUCCUUCAUUUUCUAUUAGUUUAAAACAAAAAACGGUUGUCCUUCUUGAGGGUCUUUCUCCUUUUGAAACAUGUGAAAAGUAGAUAUUGAUCCAAGCCUUUCUAGAAAUCCAUAAUAAUGCUCAUCUACUAACUUAAAUUGUUUUGUUGAAAUUUUCAGGUUACAUUGCACCAUGGAGUGGCAGAUUUUAUUCACUAUGGGAUACUGGGUAAGUAGAAUAGAAACAGCACCAUACAUUUAGGCUAUGCUGAGUGGGUGACAGGUUUUAUCCAUUUCAGACAAACCUCCUGAACUAUGGUCUAUUGUUAUGAGAAAACUGUAAGCUUCCAUUUGCUGUUUGAAACAAUCUGCAGUUUCCCAUUAAAUCCAAAUAUGAGCAACUCUGACUUACGCAAACUACAGUGAGUUCAUUCAGUCGUUUCAUCCCUUGGUUUCAUUUGAACAAACCACUGCUCUCUGUAUUUGUACAUUGAGAAACUUCUGAAUUGUUCCAGAUGACAAAAAGAAGCAUUAAAUUUCCUCCCCUCACAGGUGAAGAAAGAGGGAAAGUGUUUCAGAGUUUAUUUUUGUAUAUUUGCUAUAUAUGUCGUGCAUAUCAAUAGUAGAAUUAUGCUUAGCUGUGAGUCCUGGAAGACCUGUUCCCCGCUUGCACCCCAGUGUUCAAUUGCAGCUGCCUCCCACCCUAAGCUCUGGAGUAUAUGAAAGACCCAAGCAGGCGAGGGUACUCAUGGGCAAAUUGUGUCAAUGUCCCGAGCCAUUUGGAUGUUCCAGAUGUUGGUCAGGGCUUCAAUCAGCCAGAAAAUCCCCCAGAAACCCAUUGGAUUCAUCAGUCUCUUGAGGGCUGACCACGUUGAUAGAUCCCCUACCUCUACAGAGGGGGAAAAGUGCUGAAAAUCUAAAUCUCAGCAGGAAAUGAUCUGACCACCUUUUCACCCUCUUCCUGCCCAGUUGAGGAAAAAGGUCCAGAAUGUAGCCUGCCAUUUGCAUUGGGCUGGCAGUCUGAGGGUCCUCUGCAGCACCUCUGAGACCAGCUUAAGCAGGCAAACUGCUGGGCAGAUUCCCCCCACAACUGGGCACAGAGUGUGUGGAGAGAGAGAGAUGAAAUCUCUGUAGACUACAGCAACACCCCAACCCAACCCUCAAGUCUGUCCUGAUGCAGCACUGAGUACCCAAGUGGGCACAGCUAGGUGAGACCAACCCCACCCUACUCGCCCACCCAGGUUCCAGUGAUUCAGGACCAGAUCAUGGAUGAGGGAGGUCUUACUGAGAGCCAACGUGGCAUUCAGCAACAGCAGCCACAGACCUGAGGGCUGACUGAUAGCACAGCCUCAGUUCCCCAGGUUCGAGAAGGGACUGGCACAUGGCUCAGUUACUGCUUGUGCUGUGUGCCCCUUACCCCUAAACAGGGAUGUGUCUGAUCAUUUGAUCCACACACUUUGCUCACACUUUGGCAAGGCGACAUAGGGAACCUUUGUAAUGAGAAUAGGUUUUGGGCAGUUUCUGGGGUUAAAUGAAAUGCAUUUUAGCUAAAAAAUAAAUAAGUAAAUGUUAACCUGCAUAUUUAAAGGUGUAUUCAGAACGUUACAAAAAUAAUUGAAGAAUGUUCAGUAGUCCUCGGUUGUACUAUCUUUAGUAGUUUCGUCACUUCAAAAUAAUUUGAACUGAAUUUUUUUUAAACAAGGUAUGCGAAAAUUCACAUCCCGAUCAUUGCCUCUGUGUCUGAACAUCAGCCUACAACAUGGGUUUCCUUCUUUUUUGAUCUACAUAUUCUCGUGUGUACUUUCCCAGCAGGGCUGUGGUUCUGUAUCAAAAACAUCAAUGAUGAGAGAGUCUUUGGUAAGAAGAAGUAACCAUCUUUUCAGAACUAAACUAUAAGCUUUAGCUGAAAUGCUGAUGUCCUAGUUGUUAGCUUAGAUUCAUUAGCUUAGUUUACUGCUGUUACUUCAGUGUUGGGUUAAAUGCAUUUCCUCAGGAAGUAGAUAUGUUUCUUAACGUGAUUCCUUUUGAUUGAACUUCCUUUUAGAAUGGCUUAUACUGAAUGCUUCCACUGUGAAUAUACAAGUAGAAUCUUCUCACUAAAUGGCUAAUGCAAUUUUAUGUAUUAUUUCAUACAUUUAUAUACCGCUUGAUUGUAAGGGGAAAACCCUCAAAGCGGUUUGCAAAAAAUAUUAAAGAAUAAAAUGAUAAAUAUGAUUUAUGGUAAUUUAACAGAUUAUCUAUUCAUCAGCAAAUAAACUCUACAGUUAUUUUAGAUACUUUUGUUUGCAAAUUGAUGACUCUGCUCAUAAUAUGGUGAAAUUCCAGUGAUUCCAGAGGUGAGACUUGGUUGGUUUCAAAUGGAGGGGGGGGGGGAGAGAAACCUUUCCAUCACUGUAGUUACAGGUAAUUUUAAAAUGGGCAUUGCUAUAGUUAGCUGCUUCUGAAAUUAUACCUGUCUUUAGUUUGCAUAAGCUUUCCACCAGUGUAGGGUUUGUAUUAGUAUGCAUUUUAAUCCAGUGCAAGAAAAUUACUUUAUUCAAAUUAAUUUGUAAAAAUGCUAUUAAAAUGCUGCUUGUGAGAACUUUUAAAAACUUCUUUCCCUUCUAGUUUUAGUGCAGUCAAGUUUCAGGAGUUCACAGAAACCUUGUGAAGUAAUUUAUAUGCUUUGGUAAAGCUACUCUUUUGUCCUUCAGAUCCUAGUAAACUGAGAUGUCUUUUAGCAAGAUAACAUACAUAUUGAUUUGGUUCUGAUUAAUUUUCCAUAUUUUUUUGAUAAACAACUGAAAUCCCUUUUUAAAGUUCAGAAAUAUAAUCUAUAAUAUAUUUCAAAGGUAGGUUCAAUUCUGUGCACACAGCAGAUUUUAGGAAUCAAAUCUGUAAGCUUCAAGUGUACAGUAAUUGUGCUUAUUUCUGAAGUGGAUAGUAAUCAAGAUUUUAAAAUGUCCUAUAGUAAAUCUCAGUGUCUUUAUUUCUCUACAGUGGCUCUAUAUGCAAUCAGUGCUGUUUACUUUGCUGGAGUGAUGGUUCGUCUUAUGUUAACUUUGACUCCAGUAGUCUGUAUGCUGUCAGCAAUUGCUUUCUCCAACGUUUUUGAGCAUUAUUUGGGUGAUGAUAUGAAGAGAGAGAAUCCACCAAUAGAAGAUAGCAGUGAUGAGGACGAUAAAAGAAACCCAGGAAAUCUUUAUGAUAAGGUGGGACUUGAAGAUCUAGAUGGCUUCCGAUUUUAGAUAUUUUUUUUAAAUAAAUGAAUCCACCUUAAAAGCAAAAACAGAGAGAGCAAAAUGGUUGCAUGUGUAGUGCUUCUGUUCUGGCCAAGGGGUUCUAAGUACUCCAUUUCUCCCCCUUCCCCCAAUUUUUCAUCUCCUUCCAUCAGUCACGCUUACUGAGCAUGUGCGGUCUUCAUUGGCUUUUUCUGGGGAAGCAGCGGACACACUACUGCUCUGUCGCUGCUACAUUAAAAUGUUAGAUAGCUUUCAGUUCCAUCCCUGGGGACGUUUUAAAAUAGGCUCUCAGUAUCAAACAGUUCUUUCUACCCUUUAUAGAUGCAUCUCUCUCCCUUUCCAGCCAUUCUGUUCCAUUCCCUUUCACACUCGGUUGUCAAUUGUUUCCUUUCAGUCUCACAGUGGGAUUGUUUUGGAGGUUCAUUCCUUUGUUUGUUUUGACUAAAGGUGGGUUGUUGUUUUUUUUAGCAGCGUAGCUUUUAGCUGCUGCUUCCUAUCUGCGCUGGUGAUGCAGGUUUUUGUACAUAAGCACGACUACAAAAAGACCUGAACCCUUUUUAGAAGGGGUGAUGUUGCUUUCCAACUUUUGCAGAUGAACUGAAAAAUGUAAGGAAACAAAAUCUCAUUCAUGCAGAUGUUAAAUGUGGACAGAUUUAUGCCACCCCACUACCACACACUUUGGGGGGGGCUGUUUUUGUUUGAGAUACAUCAACAAUUACUAGUGUGCUUUUUAAAAAAACAACCAGUAGAAGACAGCUUCUGACAUCCCUAAUAAAUAGGCAUUUGUCUAGCACAUAACUUGGAAAACAACCCAUGAGGGAAGGUUCUAGAAAUGUGGCUUUAUUGCUGAAUAUGGGGCUUAUAAACCCUAAAAGCCUGGCAUAAGCUGAAAGGCCCCGAAAUUCUAAUUUGUUUUUGUUCAGGCAGGUAAAGUGAGGAAACACAUAUCUGAACAGGAGAAAACAGAAGAGGGUCUUGGGCCGAAUAUCAAGAGCAUUGUGACAAUGUUGAUGCUCAUGCUGCUGAUGAUGUUUGCCGUUCACUGUACAUGGGUAACUAGCAAUGCUUACUCCAGUCCCAGUGUCGUCCUGGCCUCGUACAAUCAUGAUGGGUAAGGCGCCCCAUUUUGUAUGCAUCUUAGUGUGAGUUUAAUAACUGUGUGAGAAUGGUUAGGAAUGCAAAAUACAUCACGUGACACAUUGGCCUGACCCCUGUUCUCCACGGACUUGUAACUUCUGGCUUGAACUACUGCAAAUUCAGAAUGCCACUGAGGUUGUUGGCUAGUUGCAGCUAGUGCAUAAUGCAGCAACUCGACCGCUCACUGGGGUAUCUUAUCACCAUCAUGUUAUGCCACUGCUGGAAGAAUUGCACUGGCUGCCAAUUAGCUACCGAAAUUCCAGAUGCUGGAAGUGAUGCGCAAUACCCCAUACAGCUUGGGUCCAAGAUGCAUUUAAAAAUCACCUUAUUACUUCAAUACACAACCAGUCACUGCUCUCUGCGAGAGCAUCCUGCAGAUGCCCUCCCAACCAGGAGGUUCAUUCUGAAGGAUACAGGACCUGGGUGUUUAGCAUGACAGCAGCUACCCUUUGGAAGUCCCUUAUGUUACGUAUCAGACAGACAUCGUCUCUAUUGAAUUUUUGGCACAUAUGGAAGACUUCUUUUUUCAACAAGCCUUUUAAGUGGAGAUUUUUAUCCUAGUUUGUACUUUUUGGAUAGGAAAUUGCUUUUAUAUAUGAAAUUGCUUUGCAUGUGUUUUUAUUUUUCCUUUUUAAAUUAUAUUUGCCUUUAAAGUUAUAUCUUUUCCUCACAAAAGUGACCCAAAACAAUUUACAUAACCAAUAAACAACUUUGUAUAACAACCAAACAACCAAUGAAACCUAUAAGCCCAACCAUACAGAUAAAUACUGGUCUUACAGAUCCCUCUCCACUAAAAAAGGCUACAAAUAUCUGAAACCCUUUAUUCAUUCACUUUAAGAUGCUUUAUAGGAAGCAGUUCAUAAAUGGAGUAGAAUAAAUAAGAUCUAAUCAAAAUGAGUCUGCUUUCCUAUGAAACAGUGUUGUACUUUCUGGGGGUUUUUUCUCUUGCAGCACCCGAAACAUUUUGGAUGACUUCAGAGAAGCCUACUAUUGGCUAAGACAAAACACAGAUGAACAUGCCAGAGUAAUGUCUUGGUGGGAUUAUGGCUAUCAGAUAGCAGGAAUGGCAAAUCGGACUACUCUAGUUGACAAUAAUACUUGGAAUAACAGCCACAUAGCCCUGGUAUGUAGUGGUAUUUCUGUUUAUUGAGAGCUGGGUGACAGAACAGGUGGCUCUAGAUUUAUAAACAAUUACAUUUAAAUAAUAUGCUGAAGAUUGCUUUCCAUUAUGUUGCUGUAUUUUAUGCCUUAACUCCAAGAUCAUGUUUGAGAAAUGUUCGUUUUCUAGGUUGAUGGUGAUAUCUGAUAACAUAGAAUUUGAAACAGAAAGCAGUGUUUCAACCUUUAUUCUCAAUAAACAUUGAGAUAUCUACCUGACCUUAUCCUGUUUAUAUCCACAGCCUGUCAACUGUGUUAAAGGACAAUGACCAUUAUCACUACUCCCUUUGGACUCCUCUUGCUGAGAGGAGCAGCAGGGGAAGAGUAUAUUCUAAUGGGGCUAUAGCUGUCUUCAUAAAAAGUGGCCCGAUUUAUAUAAUAAGCCAUGGUUUAUGACAUCUUAACUGGGCCAGUGACUACAAAAAUAUGUGCUGUAGUGUUGCCACAUACUGAACGUAACUGAAGUUUUAGGCUUGAAAGAUAUAUCAUUAUAGUGUUUUAUGUUUUAUUUUAUAUUUAAGUUGUGUUUAUACAUAUUUUAAGCCAACCACUGACUCUCGUGUAUCUUUUAGUUAAACUCGAUGCUACGAUUAUUUCAGUUCUAUAUUUCACAUUGGAUGAAAUGACCUCUAAUAACAUGGGCUAAUGAUAUAUCUUGACUGGUUGGUUAAUAACUGCUUUUUAGACAAGAACGCUUGCAAGUUUUAGAAAUAACUCUCUUUAUUGCAGGUAGGAAAAGCUAUGUCUUCAAAUGAGACAGCAGCUUAUGAGAUCAUGAAGAGUCUGGAUGUGGAUUAUGUGUUAAUAAUUUUUGGAGGUGUAAUUGGCUACUCUGGUGAUGAUAUCAACAAAUUCUUGUGGAUGGUGAGGAUAGCGGAAGGAGAACAUCCUAAAGAUAUCAGGGUGAGUUGAAAUAUAAUUUCCCCCCCCCCAAAAAAAAACCCCUUUAUUAAUUAUGUUAGGGCUGUUGGUUCAAUCUAUCAAGAUCUUGCUUCUAAUUCUGCCACACUUCUAUUGAGAAAUUUUCCUGAUAUAUUCUCUGGAUUCUAGGUACUUCUCAGUAGAGCUAUAAUUAGAUGACAUCCUAAAAGUCGUAGUAUUUUAUGUAAUAAAUAAUAGUAUUUUAUGUUGAGGGAUUGCUUCAAAUCAGGCCUUAUCAGACAUUGGUGCCAUAUCAUAAUAUACCUGAUAAGAGUUGAAAUGAGAACAAAUUGUGGUCUUCCCUUAUGGACGGUGCUUCUUUCUUUAAAAAAUGUUUAGGGGUACUCACAUUUUGACUCAAGAAAAUCACCAUUUUAUAGUUCAAAUCGGGGGAAAUAAAAUACAGUAAAUGGACAAAACUACAAAGAUUCACAAAAUGUUUAGGGGUAUGCAAUACCCCUGCAUCCCCCCAGAAAAAAAGCACUGCUUAUGGAUGUUCAGAAAUGUGUCUUUCUUGGUGACACAGCUGAAUAUUCUUACAGUUGAAUAAUCCAAUAAUUCAGUUUCUGAAUGCUUAAGUAAUAAUUUUGCUACUGUACCCCCCUCAAAAAUCAUGGUUACAGCCUGUAUAGAAAAAAACAAGAUUGAGCUCAGUCUGAGAGUUAAGUCAGUUUAUUUGAAGUAGAAACCAGUUACAGCACCACUUUAUUUCCCAUAUUGUGGCAACAUGCAUAACACUAAUUGUAUUUCCUUUUUCUCCCUAAAGGAAAGCGACUAUUUUACUCCACAGGGAGAGUUUCGAGUUGAUAAAGCAGGCUCUCCAACCUUGCUAAACUGUCUCAUGUAUAAAAUGUCAUAUUACAGAUUUGGAGAAAUGCAGGUUAGUGGAAUUUUGCUAUCUUAAAUGUGUGUUUUUUUGGGGGGGGGAAUGUAGGCCACUUAAUCCAGAAAAUCUUUAAGCGAUAUGCGUAAUAUAAUUAUCAAUAAAAGUUAAAAUUGGCAAAACUUUUAAAACGAAAUAGAAUGCUAGUUUUUAGAAUAUAGUUUAACAACUAACCUCAAAGAAUCCAUAGUCUUCCUUUGUGGUCUUCCUUUGGCAGAAUAAGGAUUGGGGUGGUCUUCAGUGACUCUCCCAAACCUCUAGAGCAGAUUGACAGGUGGCUAUAGGUGGGAAGGGGAAUAGUAUCAACCUGAAGAGUGCUUCAAUCACUGUUUAGUUGAUGGGAGACUUACUGGAUCAAAUAGCCUUCUAUCAAGUUCCAGUGAGGGACACCCAUUAGUAUAGUAUUAUAGUACUUUAGUGCUAAUAUGAUAAAAUAGCCAAAGGCCUAAGAGGGAAAGGAAGUGGGAGUAGAGGUCAAAUAUGCUCUGAGCUCUUGUAACCCCAGGGUUAAAGGAUCAGGUGGGUAUUAACAUCUGCAUGGAGCUUUCAUUAUAAGUAACUAGGAAGAGCUGGUUAAUAUGGGCUUAUAUUACAAAGUUAAAUAAAGGGCAGACAAAGGAAUGUAAUUCAUUAUCUGUUAUAUUUCUUAUGUGAAGGUUGCCGUUUCUAAUUUUUAUAAUGAAAACUGUAGAUUUCACAGUACGUGUUUCUUCUAUGGGCUACAAAUUUGUAUAAUAUGUAUUUUAAGCUAAUCUUUGAAUUAAUUUUUUUUUUUAAUGCACACAUUAUAGAUCAUGUUUCUUAGAAAAAGAAAUAAGGCAUAUAAGUUUUAAAUUCAAUUUAAGGAAACAUUUAAGGGAAAUGUCUGAAGGGGAUAAUCUGGAAGUGUAGCUUUGGGUGUCAGUGGUAUGACUCGCAACUCUGCCUUUCAAUUGCCAUCAUCUGAUCCCAGGGAGGUGGUGUAAAAUCGAAACUGGUGCUUGGGGGCGGUUUGGUAUUGGAUGCGGCUGAACAAACCAUUAGGGGAACCAGAUGACAGGUGUAGAUGUGUGCAACCUCUUUUGGAUGAGAUCAGAAUCUUGUAGCAGCAGGUGCACAACUUGAGAGUUGUCUUGUGAAUGUAGCUCUCAUCACCAAGCACCUUUUCCCAAAACCUUGCCAGAAGAAAUCUGGCAUCCCAUUACUUAAGAGGCUUGAUGACAGUAAUGCAGAGGUUUUCAACCUUUUGGGGUCCACAGCUCCAUUUUUUCUGUGGCACUCCUGUGGGGCUCAGGAGCCCAGUUAUGUCACCCCUUGCCUGCAGAGCCGGCAGCCCCUCACUUUUUGAACACUCUCCCUUGUGGAGUAUUCCCUUGGCCUCCUUUCUCCUCCUUUCUCCUUGAGAGUCCUCUGGCUGCUACCCCUGGUCUUUGAGCUGCCCCCCUCACCCCAAAGAGAGGUGCCUCCUCACAUUGCCACACAGGAGCCUAGGAAGUACCCCCUGGCCAGCCCCAGAGGCACCAUUCGCCUGGGGAGCUUGUAGCCAGGGCUGCUGCAACAAACAGCCAUGCAAGCCUUUGGGAGGCAGAGAUGCAAGAGGGCAUCAGAGGAAGGUGGGAAGGAAAGAGGGACUGAGGCCAGUGUUGCCAGCAGCACCCCAGGGUGCCACAGCACACUGGUUGAAAACCACUGCUGUAAUGUGUUACUCUAACAGGGACUCCCAGAGUUCUGAAGGUAAUAGGAGAUAAAAGCACACAACAGUGAUCCUUUACCAACUCCCACUAGUAUCCGUUUAUUGGUUUUGAUCAGGCAUAGGCAAACUCGGCCCUCCAGAUGUUUUGGGAUUACAACUCCCAUGAUCCCUAGCUAACAGGACCCAGUAGUCAGGGAUGAUGGGAAUUGUAGUCCCAAAACAUUUGGAGGGCCGAGUUUGCCUAUGCCUAGUUUUGACCCAGCUUCUUGUAGGCAGAUUUUAUUCAGGGAGCCUUCUCCUAUUUUGACUCUAGUGUUUUAACUGUUGCUUUUUGGUUGUUGUGGUGGCUUAUAUUUUUGAUUUUAUGAUCAGCAGUUUUUCAUUGUGAGGCUGGAUGGAAUCCUUUAAAUCAGUCUCCCAUUUCCAGCUUUUAGAUUUGGUUCUGGGAAGAGAUUACACAUCUGUAAAUAAAUGGGAUAAUAAUGUUUUGGAUAGUCCUUUUGUACUUUUUUAUUUUGUACUGUAUACAUCUAAAAAUAAGGAACUUGUUGCAAGCAAUUGCCAUAGAUCGGGUGCUCCAGAUUUUUCAUGUAAAUUGUACCGACAUUUGAGGCCCAAACAUUUAAAUGUUAAUAGUUUUAUACCGCAAUGUAGCGAUUUGAAGUUAAGGCCCCCAUAACAAUAUCCUAUUGUAAAAUGUAUGGCAACUCAUAUAUAUUUUAGAACUUGGAACACUGGGAGAUAUUUUUCAAAGUAGUACUUUGAGUUCUAUUCACAGGAUUGCAUUUUAUAUCUUUAACCUAAUGUGUGACAUUAACUUUUUGUAGCUGGAUUUUCGGACACCUCCAGGAUUUGAUCGCACACGCAAUGCUGAGAUUGGCAACAAGGACAUUAAGUUUAAACAUUUGGAAGAAGCCUUCACAUCAGAGCAUUGGCUUGUUAGAAUAUAUAAAGUGAAACAGCUAGACAACAGAGAGACACUGGACCAUAAGCCUAGGCUAACCAACAUUUUACCAAAACAAAAGUAUUUGUCAAAAAAGGUGGGUUCCCAGUGAAGUAUGCCUAAGGAGGUUCAUAGUGUUACACAAAUUUACCAACUAUAUGAUUAGUUCUUUCUACUAGCCAGACGCAGAGAGAGUUUGUAUCAAAUAUCAGACCUGCCUGAUGGUAACCAUGGUUAACUAACACUGACUAAGCAUGUGAGGGCAACUAAAUUCAUUGUUGUGCUAAUUGGCAGGCUGUCUCAGAAUCUCUUGAAAAACCCAGCAAAGUGUAACAGAGUACUAUCCAAAAUACGUAAGUAGUGUUUUAGUAACUAUGGCAGCUCACUGAGUAAAAUGUGAAAGUGUCUUUCUGAAAAGUGAUACCUAGAAAUUUCAGAAUGACUUUUUUUUUGUAAAAUAAUUAAACCUGGAGCUUUUGUUGACAGCUUGAGUGUCUGGCUUACUCCUUUUGAAAUUGUCUUACACAGGUUUUCAUUUUUAAAGACUCAUUUUUGUGUGCGUGCGCUACUCUAUUGAAUAUAAAAGUGUUCAGGCAUGGAAAUAAAAUCCUUUUAAACGAACUCCCCCUUUUUUACAUGAUUCCUUGCAAAAUAAAUAGAACCUUAUGGACAGGCAAUGUUUAAUCUUUUAGGAAGGUCACUUCAAGGGCAGAGUUGUAUAGAGUUAAGGGCUGACUAUAUAAACUAUUGACAUUGUUGGAUGUCGGAAAAGCAUUCAAAGAGUAAAUUGAUUAAUAACUUGAUACUUGAGUGGCAAGGACAUAUUCACACAUACCCGUGUAAACCACUAAAGGUGUUUUCUGGCUUCCACUUUCAUGCACAAAUGUUUUCUGCUAUAAAGUAUUUACUUCCCAAUUGUCUUUUGAGUUCUCCCAGUUUGGUGCUCCUGGCUUCCUGCAUGUACCUAUUAUGCAGGUGUACAGAAGCAUCUGCCCGGGAGAGGUAAGCUGUGCAUAUUCUUACACCAGGCGUUGGCAACAUUUUUUGAGGCCAGGCCGGUCCACUCCCUGGCAGACCUCUCGGUGGGCCGGAGCGUGCACGCCCGCUCAAGCAAUUUCCAGCACGCUUCCGGGAUGAAGGAGCGCCUGUGCGCAUGUGCACACACUAUUUCCGGUGCUCUUCCAACCCGGAGGUCGGUCCCCACAGUGAGGGGGAAAAAAUGGCACCACGGGGGAGGAGCACGGACUCCCCAUGCCAGUCCACAAAAUGGCCAUGGGCCAUUUCCAAGAAGCUCAUAGGCCAGUUUUGGCCCAUGGGCCUUAGGCUGCCGACCUCUGUCUUAUACCCUUAAAAAUCAUCAUACACACAUAACAUAAAUCAUAUGGUAGUGAAAUGUUCAUGUUGUGUUUAAUAGCAUAGUAUCAGCAACAUACGAACACAAUUUGCAAUAGUUGCGAGGUUGGAAUGUCGGUGUAUUAUCAUACCAUGUGGGUUGUGUUUUUUUCUGGCAUUGGAGUCAUACACGUUUUGGAAUGAGGUACUGAGAAUUUUCAGAUUCAGUGUUGCAGAUAUUAGUUGCACUUGCUGUACGUUGACAUGUACCUUUGCAGCAAAAAAUCUUGUCCUCAUUUUUGGAAGUCUUAGGAUGAGCAAAUCACAUUUCUAGUUUUGGAGAUACGAGUGUGGAUGAGUCAAGGAUGUAGGGUUUAAAAUAAGCGACAGCGGUAUGCAACUGCAACUCUUUAUAUUAGUUUUUGCUUCCAGAAAAAAGGUUGGUUCAAAAUUUCCCCUUCCCUUGGAGAGUGUAAGGUAAAGUUGCUUUUAGAAUUAAGGAUCUAAAUUGUACUGUACCCUGCAUAUAAUGGCCUUAUAGUCUAACUUUUUGAUGUAGCGACAGAAUAGUUGUGUCCCAGUGAUAAAGGAAAUGACAGCCAUAUUUUUGUCAGUAUAUCAGACCCUAGGAAAAGUCUGUUACCUGUCAUGCCUGCCAUGUGGCAAGCAAACCUUGCUUUAACAUAUAAUUAUCACAUCACUGUGAUGGCUCCCACUAGCUCAACUAUUUUGUAGAAUCCAACCCAAGGUUAAAAUUGCUUAAAAUAUUUCUGGGAGGCACAAUUGUAGAAGGAAAAAUGGAUGCUGUGUUUGUCUACCUUUUAUUUUAAAAAUACGCUUAACACGAAGUACUAAACAGAAACCUACGUUAAGGGGUGUUGACUAAAUGUACAUAGAAAAUAAAUUUAUGAAGCCAGAUUGUUAUUUGUUAUUUAUUAAAUUUAGAUACUGCCCUAUCUCAGGGCAAGUUCUCAAGAUUCCCAGUUUCUUUAAAAGAUUAAAGUUCAGUUUCUGAAAAGGUAUUGAGUGUUAAAGGUUAUUGUGAAACCAGUAAAAUGUCAAAAAUAUGGAGAAGAGCGUUCUGUAGCCCUUAUGAAAAUUUACUGCAAAUCAUCUACAACUAAGUUUUACCUGAUUUAGGCAAUAAUCUUAAACACACUUAUUGGGGGCAAGUUCCAUUGAGUACAGUGGGACUUGUCUCUGAGAAAACAUGCAUAGGGUGGGGCUGUUAAAAAUUUCAGAUUCUUAGGCCUGCCAGUUUCCUAGCCCUGACCCCAAAUGUAAUAUUUAAAUAUUCUAGAGCAAUGCAGAACUUGAUGUAGUCACUAGAGCAUUGUAAGAAACUAAUACACUAUUCUGUUUUUCUUUUUAGACUGCCAAAAGGAAGCGUGGCUACAUUAAGAAUAAACUAAUUUUAAAGAAAGGCAAGAGACCCAACAGGAAGACAGUUUAAAUACACUGUACUGAUUGCUAAUAUUGAAGCAGUUGUCCUUGAGAUAACCAGUCUUUGCCUUUAGCUCAAGUCAUGUUUCACAGCAACAUGAGGGUACAGAACCAUCAUUGGUCCAGAUUAUUGUACAAAACUUUCAGGCAAUGUCUGACUUUAAAAUUUUUGGCUUAUUGAGAACAGCUGUUUUAGAUUUGUAUUGUGGAGCAAGACUGAGCUGCUGUCCAGGUCUAGCAGCAGAUUUUUGUUUUAUUUUUUUUAUUUUACUGGUACAUAUUAUCCUUCCAAUCGAUUGAAUUUGGACUGAUUGCACCAAAGAGCCCUUUAAUUCGGUCCUUGGCACAUGCAUACUUGUCGAGAUUUUUUUUAAGUAGUUGAGCUGAACAGCAAUAUCUUACUGGAAUGGUGAAAUGUAUGAAUUGACUAGCCUUGGUCUGACACUUUCAGGAGUGUGGAUAUUUUUAUAUUCAGCUACUAGGACUCCUUUAAAGGUAUUUAUUUUACAAGACUUCAUGAAAUGUACUCUCCUCUUGCUGUAUGUUGUGUGCUGGACUGUAAACCAAGCUGCAGUUUCACUAAUCACCGGACAGAUUAUAUAAUUGGAUUAUGCAACUUGUUUUGAGAAGAGGUGGUUUUGCUGCCCAUAUGCAGGUGUAUUCUUGGACUAUAUAGGGCAAAUCUUGUAGGUAGAUACAAGGGCUAAAUUUGUAUCUUAAAUCAGACACGACAGUAAUGAAUGCUACUGAGCACCCUAGCACCUGGUGUUCUCAGAUUUUGCUUGUUUAGCUUCAUAUUUUCAUUAAACCAUAAUUUGGCCUGUUAGGAGAUGUUUUUUGACAAGUAUCCAAAGUCUUUCUGUGGCUACUGAAAGGCAGAUGGUUUAUAAACCUGCCUCCAUUUUCACGGGGUUGUGGAAAUGACUGGCUUUUCUCCAUAUUUUUAUUUAGUGCUUCAGUUGAUGGGAAACUUUUUGCUUGACUAUGUGCUUUGUCUUUUCUAUUUUAUUAAAAAGACAAUUAUCAAGUGCACUAAAUUAUGGAGACUGAACACGUUCACUUUCCAACUAUAGGAAACCUUACAGACUUGAACAUCCUUUAGUUAUUUUAAUAAAGUUAAAUGUGUUUGGGGGUAUGGCUCACCUGACAGCCACAGGACAUAAUUUCAAUAUAGUAAAACAGCUUAUACCAGAUGUAUUGGUGUAAAGCAGAAUAGUAUGUACCUUCCAAACAAAAAAAAAAUUAUCUAUUGCUCAGUGAGAAUGUUACUGCUGACUUUUCUUCUCAGAUGUAUAAUUUUUAUUUGUAAAUUCAUUUUUGAGUAAAGAGGUUAUUAAAUCAAUAAUGCAGUGGCAACAUUUUCACAAAAUAACAAUCUGGAUUUCUGACCCUUUGUCAUUGAGAUUAUAUUACUUUGUUGCUUUCAAGCUCAAUGCAGACCCGUUGUUGACUAUAGGGAAAAAUAAAGUUAAAUCAAGUUUUGUGUUAA
This is a messenger RNA of Podarcis lilfordi (Lilford's wall lizard), 44623 nucleotides long. The record is from the annotation of a GenBank genome assembly. NCBI's taxonomy places the organism in Eukaryota, Metazoa, Chordata, Lepidosauria, Squamata, Lacertidae.